AUGCCAGGUACCUGACUGUCUAAUAGAGGGGGGGGGAGCAGAAUUGAGAGAGUGCAGUGAUUGGGGUGACAGUGGAUCCUAGAUACCUGACUGUCUAAUUGAGGGGGGAGGGAGCAUUGAGAGAGGGCAGUGAUUGGGAUGACAGGUGACAGUGGAUCCUAGAUACCUGACUGUCUAAUUGAGGGGGGGGAGCAGAAUUGAGAGAGUGCAAUGAUUGGGGUGACAGGUGACAGUGGAUCCCAGGUACCUGACUGUGUAAUUGAGGGGGGAGGGAGAAUUGAAAGAGUGCAAUGAUUGGGGUAACAGGUGACAGUGGAUCCCAGGUACCUGACUGUCUAAUUGAGGGGGGAGCAAAAUUGAAAGAGUGCAAUGAUUGGGGUGACAGGUGACAGUGGAUCCUAGGUACCUGACUGUCUAAUUGAGGGGGGAGGGAGAAUUGAAAGAGUGCAAUGAUUGGGGUGACAGGUGACAGUGGAUCCCAGGUACCUGACUGUCUAAUUGAGGGGGGAGGGAGAAUUGAGAGAGUGCAAUGAUUGGGGUGACAGUGGAUCCAGGUACCUUUCUGUCUAAUAGAGGGGGAGCAGAAUUGAGAGAGUGCAGUGAUUGAGGUGACAGUGGAUCCUAGAUACCUGACUGUCUAAUUGAGGGGGGGAGGGAGAAUUGAGAGAGUGCAGUGAUUGGGGUGACAGCCAGCAGUGGAUCCCAGGUACCUAACUGUCUAAUUGAGGGGGGGAGGGAGCAUUGAGAGAGUGCAGUGAUUGGGAUGACAGGUGACAGAGGAGCCAGGUACCUUUCUGUCUAAUAGAGGAGGGAGCCGAAUUGAGAGAGUGCAGUGAUUGAGGUGACAGUGGAUCCUAGAUACCUGACUGUCUAAUUGAGGGGGGGAGGGAGAAUUGAGAGAGUGCAGUGAUUGGGGUGACAGCCAGCAGUGGAUCCCAGGUACCUAACUGUCUAAUUGAGGGGGGGAGGGAGCAUUGAGAGAGUGCAGUGAUUGGGAUGACAGGUGACAGAGGAGCCAGGUACCUUUCUGUCUAAUAGAGGAGGGAGCCGAAUUGAGAGAGUGCAGUGAUUGAGGUGACAGUGGAUCCUAGAUACCUGACUGUCUAAUUGAGGGGGGGAGGGAGAAUUGAGAGAGUGCAGUGAUUGGGGUGACAGCCAGCAGUGGAUCCCAGGUACCUAACUGUCUAAUUGAGGGGGGGAGGGAGCAUUGAGAGAGUGCAGUGAUUGGGAUGACAGGUGACAGAGGAGCCAGGUACCUGACUGUCUAAUAGAGAGGGGGAGCAUUGAGAGAGUGCAAUGAUUGGGGUGACAGUGGAUCGAGGUAACUUUCUGUCUAAUAGAGUGGGGAACAAAAUUGAGAGAGUGCAGUGGUUGGGGUAAAAACACCCGCAGUGAAUCACAGGUACCUGACUGUCUAAUAGGGUGGGGUGCAUUGAGAGAGUGCAGUGAGAUGCCAGGUUCCUAGAGGGGGAUGAGGGGGGGCAGAAUUGACAGUGUGCAAUUAUAGGAGUGACAGUGGAUCCCAUGUACCUGGCUGUCUAAUAGAGCAGGGGCAACAUUGAGUGAGGUACCUGUCUGUCUAAAAGAGACAGAGCAGAAUUGAGAGUGCAGUUAUUGGAGUGAAAGCUCACACUGGAUCCCAGGUACCUGACUGUCCAAUAGAGGGGGGGUAAUUGAGAGAGUGAUUAGGGUGAUAGGUGACAGUGGAUUCCAGGUGCCUGACUGUCUAAUAGGGGGAGGGGUGGCUGCUUUGAAAUGAUGCAGUAAUUGGGGUGACAGUGGACUCCAGGUGCCUGACUGUCUAAUAGGGGGAGGAGUGGCUGCUUUAAGAUGGUGCAGUGAUUGGGGUGACAGUGAACUCCAGGUACCUGACUGUCUAUUAUGAUGGGGGGGGAGGGAGCAGCACUGAGAGAGUGCGGUGAUUAGGGUGAAAGGUGACAGUGAAUUCCAAGUUCAAAAUAAACAAAAGGGUGAAUUUAUUUUGAGAAAUGCAUUUGCAUAUAAACAACGUUUCAGUCUAACUACCUUGACAUAUUAAGAAAUGUUUGGUAAUGGAAGUGAAAUGGUGAAUGUAUACUGUUGCACAGCACAACGUAACAAAUUACGUUAUCUUGUUGAUUGUUGAUGAAGUCCUAUGAGUGUGUUGUUCACAUUGGCUGAGAUCAUCAAACUUGAUGAUCUCAGCCAAUCCAAUGCUUUCCCAUAGGAAAACAUUGGGAGGCUAUUGUGCAUGUGUGGCAAAAAGCUGCGCAGCCAAACAGCAUCUCCAUGGGGAGCAUUCAGUGCCUCCAUUUGGACCCAAUCUAACACACUGCCCCACCUCCCACUCUAAUACAUUGCCCCCAGAUCCAACACACUGCCCCUCUUCCCUCCACUCAUCCACUACACCAUACACUGCCCGCUUCACCCAAUCUGAUACAUUGCCCCUUAAUCAAAUACACUGCACCUCCUCCCUACACUCUAAUUGAAUAGACUGCCACCAGUCCCACCACUCUACUUUAAUACACUGCCUUCCCCCAUAAUUUAACACACUGCCCCCCUCCACUCUAAUACACUGCCUCCCUCAAAUAAAUACACUGCCCCCCUUCCCCAGUUUAAAACAAUGCCCCCCUCAGGGUCAGAUUAAGAGCCCAGUGGGUCUGGUGCUGAAAAUUAUGAUGGGCCUAAUUACAGAAUCUUAUCGACAAAAAAAACAAGAACACUAAAUCACUCCCAAGCGUCAUGUAUCUGAUGGACAUGGUGCUGGAGGGAAAGAAAACAGCAGAUAUAACAAAACACAUAUCCUCUCUCAAAUUUAUGUUUUCAUCUUUUAAGUAAAUCCAUAACCCCUAACAGCAGUGUCCAGUGAAGCAGAAAGUCAAUGGGCGGGGUAAAAGGGUAUGCCACUGACACAAAUCACGUAACCUGCCAAAAGGGGUGAACAUGCCUAAAAAGGGGACAUGUCUGCCCAAAGAAUGGGAAGGCAAGCCUGGCAUGAAUGCAUGUCAGGCUGCCUGCCAAUCAUGCAAGCUAACUAAGGGCACACUAUGCAGACAGCACCCUGAGCUUGGCAUAAAUGCAUCUAAUGAUGCGCUCGCUUACCACUUUCUAAGGACUGUCCCCUAGCACUCGCUGGUCCACUUGUCUCCUUACCUUCUAACUAGCAGGCAGACGCUCCUGGUAUAUAGUCUGGGACAGAGGAAAGCUGUAUGUAGUGAGUGUAGAAGAAAGGGAAAAUGCCACAGUGUUAGAGAGACCAAAGUCAGCAUUAUCUUAACUAAUUUCAUUGUCAGCUAGUCCUCACAAGUUUUGCUCCCAUACAUCCCUCUUAAGUUUCCAUACUUAAGCAAGAGUAUGUGAAAAGUAGGUAGGGUUGCCACCUUUCUUGGAAAAACAUACUGGCCUUACUAAUUUGCAUAAUUAAUUAUGUAUGCGUGACAUCACAUGAUGUAAAUCACAAGGAGUAACAUAGGAGAAAAUGCUCUAAAAUCACCCCAAAACUACUUACAGUUUGAUUCUGCUGUCUAGAUGGAUUGCUCCCAGUGUCUCCCUGUCUCCCAGCGUCUUAAGUCUCCCACUGUCUCAGUGUCCCUAUGUAUCAGUUUACCCAUUGUAAGGGCCACCCAGAGUAUCAGAGGGGUGUAUGCCGUUAGAGACCUCCUUUUCCUUUGGAAAGAGCUGUGCUGUAGUAUUCUCCAGAUGUCAUAUCAGCCAAAGUCUCAGCGGUGUUCGGGCCAUUGAGUGUCUGAAAAUAGUUCCAGACAUGCAACGACCAAACCCCGCUGGACGCGUUUGAUAAAACAAGAUGGCCCCCGCCACGUGUUCGUGCAUACGAAACGAAGGCCACCCAGAGACCUCUUUUUCCUUUGGAAAGAGCUGUGCUGUAGUAUUCUCCAGAUGUCAUAUCAGCCAAACAGGUAGUUGAAGGUGUAGUAGAGCUGUGAAGCAGGUUCCCUACAAGCAUGAGACAUGGCUACGUGUUGAGGGUUAAGCAGAACUGAUUUUAAUGGGGCCACAAUGGUCUUUUAUGCAAGUUUUCCAACAAGGGUGACACCCAGGUGUACCUUGUUGGGAACAGGGACAUACAGUGAAUAACCAAUAAACAUAGAGUCACAUAAUGAGACACUCCCAUUCAUUACACACAAUCCCUCCAGUCUGUUUGGGAGAUAAUUGAGUUAAUUACUGUAUCAACUCAAUUAUCUCCAAACGAAAAAAUUCAAAUUUUUGUACAUUUUCAGAAAUACUCUAAAAUCAUAUCAGAACCCAUAAAACAUACAUUUUCUGAUAGCCCCGAUCUAGAGUAACAACAGUAACAACAAAAAUCAUCCAAAUCGGUUCAGGGAUUAGAUGGAAAGUUAGAUGCAAGUCCCAUUUCUGCCCGGCCGCACACUAGGCUCCUGCCCAUAACAGUUCCAUGAAUUCAGCUGGUGCGGCCGGUCUCUUUCGUGCAGUAUAAAAUGUAGAACAAUAGUUCACAUAAUCGUUCGUGCAUGUGAUGGUCGUGUGCCACUUCAUUCGUACAUUGUCUCUACCGAAUGCCACCUCCUUUGGAUGAAUUAACACAAAUCUAAAUGGUCCUGAAAGUCUCAGCGGUGUUCGGGCCAUUGAGUGUCCGAAAAUAGUUCCAGACACUCAACGACCAAACCCCGCUGGACGCGUUUGAUAAAACAAGAUGGUCGCCACCACGUGUUCAUGCAUACGAAACGAAGGCCACCCAGUGAACCACUUAAAACGUUGGAGUUGCGGUUUGGUACAGUUUGUUCAUUUUUAAUUCGUAUGAUGGUUUAGGUAAAGGGUAUUGCAAAAAAAGUUCAGAAUAGCAACAAAAUUAUAAAUCCAACAAACAGGUCAUCUGUUACACCCAUGUUUCCUGGGGCCCCCAUGUCGCCCAGUGUCCACUAGUCUCCCAGUGCCCCCCAUGUCUCCUAGUGCCCUCAUGACUCAGUGUCCCCAUGUGUCGAUUACCCAGGUCUCACAGUGUCCCUAUGUAUCAGAGUGUCUAAGUGCCCCAUGUCUCCCAGUGUCCCCUAGUCUCCCAGUGUCCCUUAGUGUCAUGUCCCCUGGUCUCCCUGUGACCCUAUGUAUCAUAGUGUCCCUAUGUAUCACAGUGUCUCAAUGCCACAUGUUUCCUAGUGUCCUCUUGUGUCUCCAUGUCGCCCAGUGUCCCCAUGUCUCCCUGUUUCACCCAGUACUCCCAUGUCUCUCAGUGUCCCCUAGUGUCUGUGUCCCCAUGUCUCCCAGGGUCCCCAUGUCACUAGGACACUAGGAACACAGAGACAUGGGGAUACUGUGGGGCAUGGGGUCACUGAGACAGGGAACACUGGGAGACAUGGGGACACAGACACUAUGGACACUGAGACACUAGGGAAACUGGAAGACAUGGGGACACUUAGACACUAGAGGACACUCGAAGACUAGGGGACACUGGCUGGGACACAUGGGGACACUGGGAGACUAGGGGACACUUAAAGACAUGGGGACACUGCGACACCAGGGACACUGAGACACUAGGGACACUGGCUGGGAGACAUUGGGACAUUGAAACACUUUAAGGGACUUUAAAGAGACAUGGGGAAACAGUCACUAAGGACACUGGGAGGCAUUGGGACACUGAGACACCUGGGGACACUGAGACACUAGGGACACUGGGAGACAUGGGGACACUGAGACACUAUGGACACUGGCUGUGACACAUGGGGACACAGGGGGACUAGAGGAUACUUAAAGACAUGGGGACACUGAGACACAGGGACACUGGCUGGGACACAUGGGGACACUGUGUCUCUAGUGUCUCAGAGUCCCCAUGUCUCCCAGUGUCUCUGUGUUCCCAUGUGUCUGUGUCAUAAUGUCUCCCAAUGUCCCUUAGUGUCUCGGUGUUCCCAUAUCUCCCAGAGCCCGUAUGUCUCCUUUCCGCCUUUUCCCCCAUAUCUCACUUCCCUGAGGUGUAGGCUGUCUCUGCAGGCUGGGAGUUGCUGUCUGGACUCUCUGUAGCUGCUCCCUUGCGGAUCAGUGAGUAGAGAUAGGCAGGGUAGAGAUAGCAGCUACUGGAACGUCCCAUCCCCUGCCUCUCUCCUCACACAGCGACCCCUACUGGCCAGUGCUGGUAUUGUAUCGUAAUCUUUGUUUAUACUGAGAAAAAUACCAGCAUUUGUAUUGUAUAUGACUGCAAUAUUAGCACAGGCCAGGAAGUCUCAAAUUCCAGGCAGGUGGCAACCCUUAGAGCAGUGUGUACAAAAAAAAAUAUAUAUUAUUUUUAUCAAUGGGCCUAUUUCAUGGGCAUGGGCCUGGAGCUGCAAUUAUAAUAUUCAGGGGGAGGAAACACACCAAUUGGCGGGAACCCUAAUUUUAAUAUACCAUUGGUGGUGGGUGGGGGCCCUAUUUAUAAUAUUCAGAGGGGACCUUGUGUCCCGCCCAGACCCUACUCAUGAGCAAUGGUUGAUGGCUCUAAAUAAGUGAUGGAUAACAUGCUAUUGUCCACACCCCCAAUUAUUGACAUGGCCUCCCACAUACAAUCCCAACUAGGUUGCUAGGGAUCCCUAAUUCCCUAGCCAUCACCUUUAAUAAUAAUAGUGGGAGGGGCAUUAAAACUAAUACCUUCUAAAGUCUUCUCUUCUUUAGUCUCAGAAAAGGUCAGAAAAAAAAGCCAUCACUUCCUGAUUCGAACAAAAACAGAUCCAAGUAAGGCCUUUGAGGGCUCCACACAUGAUGGGGCUUUAAAAUAUGAGUCAUUAUAAAGGCUUCCCAAAUGCUUUGAAUUCUCAUUAGAGCGCUCUGAUGACAAGUCUCAUUUCUAUCAAGACUUGCUGUGAGACGUGCCUGUCACAACGCUUUAUUGGUUGGGUUACAUGCCAAGCAAUCAGAGUGCUCUGACGAGAAUCUAAAGCAUAAGAAAGAGUUAACAGAGGCUUUAAAUGCUGUGGAGCUGACUAUGCAUGUGACAAUGGUGUUAGUUUCAGGAGGUGUUCAGCAGAAUGUCUACCCCCCUCCCCCUUGUAUAUUUUAUUAGUAGCCCUCUACCGGGUGGGGGCUGGCGGCAAACCACUAGGUUUGUGCACUCUUUUAUUAUUAUGAUUUAUAAAGCAUCAACAGAAUCUGCAGUAUCCGCAGUAAAUGGGUGGACUAACAGACAAAUAUUUGUAACAAGACGAGAUGGACGCACAGGAACAGACGGUGCAGACAGCGAGCAAGCGAGCUAACAUUCUAGAGGGAGUGGGGUAAAGUGACAAAAGAGGUAAGUGAAGGAUGUAUUUUAGGUACGGGAAAAAUAAAUUACUGGACUAGUGUAUAAUGAAGGCUUAGUUUAUUGUAUGACACAGUUUCAGGAGAGCAAGCGGUUGGGCUACUAAGGUGGAUGGAGGGAAAGCAAUUUAACUGAUACCCUUUCCUAAAAAAGUGCGUUUUCAAUGAUUUUUUUGAAGGAACUGACACUGAGAGAGACUCUAACAGAACAGGGAAGGGAGUUCCAUAAGAAAGACGCAACCUUAGAGAAGCCCUAGACACAGGUAUUUGGCAAAACGUAGGGGCCUGGACGUGCAUACCUGUGAAUUAGGAAGGAUAGAUAAGUACCAAGAGCUGCCCAUGCAGCUGCCUCCAGGGUGCCUGCCUAAAGUGUCAUGCAGUCCCCCUAAUGGCCUAAUUAGGGGGGGGAUUUGAAAAGUAAUUAGGGGAAAAAAAAUAACAUUAAUAUUAUAUUUGUGUUCGGGGUACAAAGGCCGUAGAGAGUGAUAGUGAGAAAAUUAGGAAUAGCGUAAAACAGAAUGGAAAAAGUCAGUUGUGGUUUGCCGGAACUGAUGAUGCGGUAGGCCUGUAUUUACCCUUAAGGUGUAAAGAGAGGUAGAUUGAGUGAAUAGAGGGAGUGGAGGGAGAGUACUGUCAAGAAAUGGAAUGGGAUCCAACACGCAGAAUGUAGAUAAUGAGUAAUGUAUACCGGACCUUAGAAUGGCUGGACUAAUGUAUAAGAAUAAGAGGUAGUCAAAUUCAAGCUGAGGUCAAGGAGUACAGAAAUCAGGAUAAGCAAGUAAGCAAAAGCCAGGUCAAAGGAGUAUAGAAUGAAGAGUAGUCACAAAAGGAGCCAAGAUCAAAAGCUGGAAUACAGAAUACGGAACAAGCACUAUUGGGAACAAAAAUGAACCACAACAGGGCAAAGAACCUAGCCCUUUGAGUCCUUUUUAUACUGUGGCUUGUUAGGAUGAUAGCUACACCCCCAAAACAUCAGAAUCCAAAUGUAUUGGCGGAACGUGACUGUGACAAACUUUUUCUGUGAGUUUGUCAUGAGUUUUUGGAGGGGUCUGUUUGCCAGCCUCCUAUCCUGUGACUAUGGGCCCUGCAACAAACCUUGCCCAAUGCACUUUAAAAGGCUCCAUUCAUGUAAUGUAAGUACUUUUGUACUCCACAAAGAGAGACCGACCUCUGGCCCUUAUUCCAUGGAACUAUUUUGGGCAUGAAGCCAUGCUUGCAGCUGGUCAAAAAGAGACUUCCUCGAAACUUUUGAACCCCUGCUCUGAUCUGGGUGAUUUUUGGAUAUGUUGUUCCCCCAAUUAGGGCUAUCCAGGGAUGUUAUGUUUUGGGGUACUUUCUGAACUUUGUUAAAAUGUGUUUUUUCUGCUUGGAGAUAAUUGAGUUACUUACAGGACUUUACUCAAUUAUCUCCCAAGCAGAGGGGAGGGAUUGUGUGCUGUACAUGGGCAUGUCACAAACUGUAUGUUUGUUCUGAUUGGUUUAUAUCCUUUGUGUUCCUGUGGCCUGGAGAAUUGUAGAAAAGUCAACCUGAACCAUUAAAGCUCAGAUCAUCUUGCACCUUCAUGAAGUUUUGGCUCAUGUUUGGGGGGUUGGAGAGCUAUAUAUACUCUGGGGAUUGCUGUAUCACAAUACUCCCCUGAGUAUAAUCACUAGCUCUUAUAAGAGUGGUUCCUGCUACGCUCUCUGGACUAGGAGAGGCCUACCUACUGGAAUCAGGAUCCUGGUCUUGGAUCCAGGGUGGGUGGAGAACGGAGAGACCCCAACCAAGCUGCGGCAGUUCGUGGGGUUUACGGUGGUUAUGGUGUUCCGGCGCGGUGCUUAUCGUACUCGUAAGUGCUUGGAAGCAGCGAUUGACGGAGGUACCCGGUUGGGUGCAGGCGGUCUGUCACAGUGACGUAAUUUGCGUCAUGACGUCGAUGCCCCCUUGUUGCAUAAAAAGGGGAAAACAUCUGGAAAGGAAGAGGAAAGCUGAAGAGGACCUACAUCUUCAUGUAAGAGUUGAGUACCCUGAGGGACAACCUUGGUCACUACAUAAGGGACCCUGACAAGUACAUGCAAAUCGCUAGACCAGGAACGGUACAGGAGAAAGGGAGGAGUCUCUUUAAAAAGGUAAUUAAGCUCCUCCCACAACUCCAGGCAAAGCCUUACCAUAUAUACAUAUAUAUUUGUGGUUGAAUACAAUAAGCUGAAUUAUAGUAAGGGUGGUGUAAGUAGGUUGUGGUGUGCCGGAACCGAUGUUCGGGUAGGCAUGUAAAAGACAGCCCACCAAGAUGAAUGGCUUAAUAAAUGGUUUGGUAGGUGGGCUGAACCAGGCAGUCUCAGCCCAGAGGAAGGGGAGAUCUGUGUAUUUAUAGGCCGGGUAACUCCUCCCACAACUACAGGCUUCACCUAAUGGCUCAGCCUUCUCAUUUGUGGUUGUUUACAAUAAGCCAAGUUAUAGUAAUGGUGGUGUAAGUCGGUUGUGGUGUGCCGGAACCAAUGUUCGGGUAGGUUUGUAAAAGAGGGCAAAACGUUUAACACAGAAUACGUGAUGACAUUAAAUAACAUAAAAAUGUUUAACAGUUUAACACAGAAUGCGUGACGACAUGACAUUACAUAACCAAUACUUAAAUGCAAGUCUCAAUUCCCUCUUAGGUUGAGAGAUAUAUAUGGCAUAUGCAGUCCCAGCCAUUAGAUGUUAUGUACUAGGAUAUAAUUAGAGGUAGUAGAAGCAUUCUUUUAGAAUGACCUGAAAAUGUUAACAGUUGUAAUCGAAUAACAUUAAGGUGUUGUGAGCUAGUUUAAGGUUGAGGUGGCAAAAAAUAUGUGAACCCCACCAUGAAAUCGAAUGAGUAUGGUUUGAUGAUUUUAUAUGUGGAAGUGAGUUUAUUAAAAAUGGCCCAGCACAUGAACAGGUGGCCUUGGCAGAGAGCGUUGCAUGUGCCAGCAGUGAAAUCCUGGAAAGUAGUGGUUUGGUAGGUUGUUCGGAAGAAUACGAAAAAUUGUGACCUCAUUGGUUGCUAUGUUGUAAAAGCCUGUUAUGGGUAUCUGAACAAAGCAGAGUUUCUGUGUUGCUGCCAGCCAAACCUCUUCCUAAUCAUCUUAUUAUUGUUAGUGAGGUGGACUGACAGGUAAUAAUUCCCAUGCUACGAGGGUAUGUUCCUUGUCACAAUGGGAAAUGUGUCACUGACCCACUUAACUAUGAAAUUGGCUGUAUUCCAGUGUCGGUGGUGUAUUAGUCCAGAAAUGAGGAACAAUGGUAGCGUGAACAUGGUUCACCAGUUCUAGUGGGAUAGAAAGGUAAGCGACAUGAACAGGACUGCUCAAGCAUGUGUCAAAUGUAACAGCGUUAUUGUUUACAGGUGAACCUGGUAGCAGGUUGAGCGGAUGGGAAAUGAAUGCACUCCCUUGUGUAAGGUACAUGGUAAAGUUCAGAGUACGCGUGUAGAGAUAUUGCAGCGGAAGGCCAAUAUUACCAAAUGUAAGUCUUGAGCUGCCUGGUGUAUAAUAGGGUGUAUGUAAAGUAAUGAUUAUGGCAUGAACUCUGGUAUCACUUAAACGCAGUAUAAUAGGGUAAUAUAUAACCCCCAAGCAACAGGAAGGCGAAAUUGGGUUGUAGCUAUAAACCCAUCUUGGAUGAAGAUUAUGUAAGUGACGGCCUAGUGAGAUCCGUGUCUCAAGGUAUAGGACACGGAUCUCAUUGUGAAUCAUGAGUAGCAGGGUAUAUAUGCCCAUAAUGCUCUUACACCCAUAAUUCUGGCAAAGCAUCAUGGGAGGUGUAGUCCAAAACAUCUGGAGUGCCCUAUGCCUGGUCUAGAAGGUAUGAAUAAUAUAGAAAAAUUGUAAAGUUAAUCUGUUGUUGCAAAGUUCUGAGUUUCACUCUUUUUUUGACACAGGCUUGCGUGGCCAGUUUUACACAGACAUGCUUGGAAUCUGCAUUGUCCUCAUGAUUUGCCUUAGUGCAGUUCACAGCCAGUUUCCCAGAGCCUGCACGACUGAAGCAGCUUUUCGGACAAAGACUUGCUGUCCCCUCUGGAAAGACAAUAGUCCCUGUGGUUCCUUGUCCGGUCGUGGAAGGUGUCGAGACUGGACACCUUUAAGACGAAACAAAAUUCCUCAAGUUAAUGAUGAUCGUCUGGACUGGCCAAGAUUCUAUUAUGAAAACACAUGUGAGUGCCAUGGAAACUACAGUGGCUUUGACUGUGGAGACUGUAAGCAUGGAUACUUUGGAGAUAAAUGUGACCGAAAAAAAAUGAUAAUUCGAAGAGAGAUCAGAGAGCUGUCUUUUCUAGAGAAGAAAAGAUUGUUCAGCUACUUAGCUCUGGCUAAAACAACUAAAAGUAAAGACUUUGUUGUCCUAAUUACAGGAGACAGACACCAUCGAGAGACAUACCGCUUUAUUGAUGCAUCACUUUAUGAUGUUUUUGCAUGGAUGCAUUACUAUGCAAUGAAGCCCAUACUGAUAAAUAAUACAUUUGAUCUCAUUAAAAAUUUUGCCCAUCAGGGUCCUUCUUUCCCAGGCUGGCACCGGCUUGCUAUCCUAUUUCUGGAGAGACAGAUCCAGCUGAUGACUGGAGAUGAGGACUUUUCUAUUCCAUAUUAUGACUGGCGUGGAGAGAAGAAUUGCUCAAUUUGUACAGAUGAUCUUUUGGGAAACAAUAAUGCCCAGGGUAUACUGACUCCAUACUCCCACUUCUCUUUCUGGAAGGUGAGAUACCUAAUUUCUUGCAUUGCAUUACUUACAUUUUCCCAUCUAGUAUACUAUCUAGAGAAAAGGAGUAGAGGCACAGGUUAUUGCAAUAUUAAAAGGAUUGAAAAUACAAACCGUUUCUCCUGAGCUGCAGCUAAUCCCACUGUAGUUCCAGCUGUGUAAACCAAAUAAACAUACAAACAAUGAGGUCUGUGCUUCCAGCUGUAGUGUGCAUCAAUCUGCUACCAAGCAUUUAUUUGAAGGACAUAAAAGUCAGGCAAACAUUUCGGACACUUAUUCAAUGCAAAUGUCCUUCAACAUGCAGCAAAACUCACCAGUUUAUAUACAAUGUGCAAUAAAUUAAGAACCCAGGUGCCACCCCCUCAUCCCCCCACAGAUAAAGUGCAGCUGUUUCUCAUUGUUUGGCUUCCCUCUGCCAUCUUGAGCCUCUCUUCCGGUUUCCGGCAAGUGUAGGUGUGAUGUCAUGACGCACGUUACUAGGAAACGAGUAUCCAAAUACAGACAUUCAUUAUACAGAUUGCAAUAAAUAAAUCUAAAUAUAAACUUAGUUUAAACAGAUAUACCUCAAAUAUGGAAUAUAUCAAAAACAGGUCAUAAGCAUAAAAUUACAACACAGGAAGCCACAUAAUCGAAGUUAAAUGAAAAGAUAAAGAUAAAAGAGAAUAUAAUACCCAGUGUGUGAAGAAAAAAGCUGCAAAAGCAUAGUGUAUGAUGUUAUACCCAUAUAUACUAGAUAUGUAAUAAAGAAAAAAAACACCUAUUACCAAUUAGGUACUUGGGUAUACAGGUUGCCUAAUCCUGUGCAUAAAGCUUAGAGUAUUAAAGUGCAGGACUAUUAAUAUUCUCGGAAGAAAUAAAGCAAAAAAACAUAGGAAGGUAUUAGUCACUAGAACAAGGCAUAAGACAUAGGAAGAUAUAUUUUAUAUUUUUUACAUACCCCGCUCCAGGACACUCCAGCCUUCCAGAAGGUGUUUGCUGGAAUACAUCGUAUCCAAGAGCUACAUCCAGUGAACCUCUUUCUGUAACAGGAUUCUUUCCCUAUUACCUCCACGAGGAAGUGGCGCUACUCUUUCCAAAACCUGGUGGCGCAAUUGCGAUACAUUGUGUCGUUUCUGUCUGAAGUGUGCCUCUGACUUGGCACUACAUAUAGUUGUUUUAUGUUGCGACACCUGAUCUUAAGUGAGUGUAAGGUUUUGCAUACAUAUUGUAAACCGCACGGACACUUCAGGAGAUAAACGACAUAAUCCAUCAAACAAAUAUGGGGAUGUAAAUAACCAAAUGGCCAUAUUGUGUUAAGCCCACCACUGCUCUCGAGUACCCUGUAAUUGGUGGGUACUACACUAGUUUUAACAUGAGAGAGAAACAUACUUUUUUUCAUGUUUGUGCCGUUUCCUUAAUCUGUUUCUUUUUAUUAUUGUUUUUUAAUAUUUUGGUCCUUAGAGAGGCACUACUGCUAAAAAAAAAAAGGCAUGUUUUGGGUGUGCCCCCCAAUCCCUUUUUGUUUGUGUCUAUUUGGAAUUCAUACCAGAUUCGUUUUGAGUUGAGCACUUUGCUCCUCCAUUUCAGGUGGCCUUCUGGAGAUGACCACAGAAAAGCAUAAAUUUGAGGCGAGUUGAUGGAAGCAGAUUAAGCAGAAAGUAUUGCAGUUAGCAUGUUUAUCUUGCUUGGUAAAAAUAGAGUAGGACCCACCAAUAUUGCGGGACAGUGAUGGGUGGUUGGGUAGUUGUGGGCAAUAUGGCCAUAUGAGUGUGUAACUAAAUCUCCAUAUUUUUUGCUCAGGUAGGUAAGUUCCAAUAGCCUUGUAAAAUUGAAAACUGUAUUCUUUUUGUGUGUGUGCUGUUCCAUUAAUCUGUGGUUAGGAUGUAUUUUGGACUUUACAGUGGUACCACUGUUAAGAGAUGCAUGUUCUGGGUGUGCCCCCAAUUAGAAACAUAGAAACAUAGAAUGAGACAGCAGAUAAGAACCAUUCGGCCCAUCUAGUCUGCCCAAUUUUCUAAAUACUUUCAUUAGUCUCUUAUAUCUAAGAUAGCCUUAUACCUAUCCCACGCAUGCUUAAACUCCUUUACUGUGCUAACCUCUACCACUUCAGCUGGAAGGCUAAUUCCCUUUUUUCUCUUUGAUAUCCUGCUGGGGAUAUUGGUUGCCAUCAUGCCGGCUUCUGAAAGGGGUGACUUCAGUCAUUUUGUUCCCAUACACACCAGAACCUAGUGCUGUGGUUGCUAUAUGUGGAAAUCUGAAGGAUCACCUGCAGGAGGUCUCUUUUGUCAAUCACGGCUUUAGCAUGGAAUCUAUGCCAAAGAUUAUACAGACUGGUGGAAGACAGACCUAUUUUUAAAUAGGUUUUGCUCCCAAUCUUUACAUUUGCUUUCAAAACUGUUAUGCUCUUAGUUAAAAUAAGCAUGACAGGUACCUUUUACAUUUGAAAUUGACUUUGAAACCAAGACAAUUCUCAUUUUAGCCAAUGACACUGUCAGUAGUGAAUGAGAGCAAAAGAAAGAGAAACUGAGAAGUGUUUUUGCUGGACCUCAUGGAGCACAAAAGAAUAUGUUGUUUUUUUAUUUAAUAAUAAUUUCUUCCAUUCAAGGCUAUAUGUAGUGGAUUUAAUUACCCCGAUGCUUAUUGCCCAACGGCUGACACUGAAUACAAAAUGGAAAGACUUCACAGGAAGCCAGGAACUACGCCAUAUGCCCUAAACAUGCCUACAUUCUUAGAUGUGGAGAACACACUGAAACUGAAAGAAUUUGACACACCACCAUUUAAUGAGACAUCCCUUCUCAGUUUUCGUAAUGCCCUGGAAGGUAUGUCUAGCCGUCUCCAUCAUUCAUUAUAUUAUUAUUAUUAUUAUUUAUAUAGCACCAACUUAUUCCACAGCGUUUUCUAAUAUUAUGAAAGGUGGAAAUUUAACAAUAAUUGAGACAAUUGCAAAGUGAUACAGGAACAAUAGGUAGAUGAGGACCCUGUUCCAACGAACUUACACUACAUUGAUUUGCUUUCUCUGUUUUUGUAUUUGUCAGGUUCAGCUCAUUGUAUCUACUAUUUAGUCACUCAGGGAUAUUUACUAAAGUGAGAUUUAAAAACAAAAUGAAAGAAAUGGAGGGGCUGGGUGGAGAGAGGAUGAGACACAUGGAGGGGCUGGCAGGAAGGAAAGAGACUCAUGGACGGGCUGAUGGGGAGAGAGAAUGAGACACAUGGAGGGGCUGGGGGGAAGGGAAUGAGACACAUGGGUUAAUGAAACACAUGGAGGGCCUGGGGGGAAUGAGACACAUUUAAGGGCUGAGGGGAGUAAAAGAGGCACAUGGAAGGGCAGAGGAGGGAGAAUGAGACACAUGGAGAGGCUGGGGGGAGGGAAUGAGACACAUAGGGGUACUGGGUUGGAGAAAUUAGACACAUAUAGGGGGUGGGGGGUGGGGGAGGAUGAGACAUAUGUACGAGCUGGAGAGGAAUGAGAUACAUGGUUUAAUGAAACACAUGGCAGGCCUGGGGAGGAAUGAGACAUUUAGGGGCUGGGAAAGAGGCACAUGGAAGGGGGGAAUGAGACGAUGAGAAGCUGUGGGAAGAGAAUGAGACACAUGGAGGGGCUGGGUUGGAGAAAUUAGACACAUGGAGGCUGGGGAGGGAAUGAGACACAUAGCUUAAUGAAACACAUGUAGGACCUGGGGGAAUGAGACACAUUUAGGGGCUGGGGGAAGGGAAAGAGGCACAUGGAAGAGCAGAAGAGGGAUGAAUGAGACACAUGGAGAGGCUGGGGGGAGGGAAUGAGACACAUGGAGGGGCUGGGGGAAAUGAGACACAUAGGGGUACUGGGUUGGAGAAAUUAGACACAUAUAGGGGGUGGGGUGGGCUGGGGGGGGAGUGAAUGAGACAUAUGGGUUAAUGAAACACAUGACGGGCCUGGGGAGAAUGAGACAUAUUUAGGGGCUGGGGAAAGAGGCUCAUGGAAGGGCGAGGGGGGGGGAAUGAGACGCAUGGAGGGGCUGGGUUGGAGAAAUUAGACACAUGGAGGGCCUGGGGGGAGGGAAUGAGACACAUAGCUUAAUGAAACACAUGUAGGACCUGGGGGGAAUGAGACACAUUUAGGGGCUGGGGGAAGGGAAAGAGGCACAUGGAAGAGCAGAAGAUAUAUGGAAAGGGCUGGGGAGAAAUGAGACACAUAGUGGGGCUGGGUUGGAGAAAUUAGACACAUGGAGGAGUGGGGUGGAGUGAUGAGACACAUGGAGAGGCUAGGGGGGAAUGAGACACAUGGAGGGACCAGGGGGGAGAGCUGACACAUGGUGGGGAUGGGGGAAUGAGACACAUGGGGUGCCCCAGGGCAAUGUUUGCACUGGAGUGUUGUGGUUUCUAGUUAUGCCUUUGGAAAUAGGUUAUUAUUAAAGGGCGACUCUAAGGUUAACGAUAAAUGUAUUUGCAACCUUAAUGUGAUCUGUAUGUUUAGAAAUAAAAUAAAAAUGGUAACACUUCUACAGAUAAAUUAUAAGAGGGCGCUAUCAUCAAGAGGCACCCAUUAUAAUGACAAAAAUCUAUAUUCUAAAUACAAAAGAAUGCACAGCAAAAUAUCUAAUCAAACACUUUAUUGUACAAUCGAAUAUAAUAACAAAAAAUAAUUACUACACCAAACAGAUGAUAGAAGCUAUAAUCAGCAAGAAACAAGUCCAAAAAAUGAAAAUAACACUCACCUAAAACCUCAGAGGAGUGUACCAAUAAUACCCCCCAACGUUUCGGCACAAACAAGUAUUCCUUACUAAAGGAAUAGUGUAACGGCUACCCAGGUAGUGAGAGGGUAUCAGUCGUUGGAGACGUCCUUUUCCCGGCAAGCUGCUGUAUAGUAAUGAAGUUACUUAUUCCCAUCCACGAGAUCCAGGAGUAGAGUCAUGCAUAGCUGUUAAAAGGAGCAAGAUAAUUAUGCAGUAAAUCCCCUUCCAAGAACGAGACGAGGCUACGUUUUGAAGGGUCAAGCAGAACUGGGUUUUAAUGACAAGGAUUCUCCUUUUAUGCAAUUCUGCCCAUGAAAGGGAGACACCUACAUAAUUAGUACAGUAACCAAUAACAAACAUGGUACAUCCCACACAUCCCCUCCCCUCAGAUAAACAGUUAACAUAAUUAACACACACACAUUUUUACCCUAGUUUUGGAUGUACCCCAAAUACUUGGGGUACACCCAUAAAUCUAGUAUCCCCAAUCUGGGGGAACAACAUAUUAAAAAAUCAUCCCAUUCGGUUAAGGGGUUCAGGAGUUAUGGGACUUUGAAGUUUUGACUGACCGCAUAGGCACACUAGCCGAAAAUAGUUCCAUAAGUUUUGCCUUGCGGUCGGUCCUCGUUCGUCCGGUGAAAAGGCACGAAAAUCUUGCCAUCUGUGAAUAUCUUGCUGGUCGCUAGAAUCCCUGUAUGUAGUAUAUACUAUCUACCGAACGGCAGGGCAUUCGGUAGUUUCAGCACGAAUUUACGGUGUUAUGGAGGUUUCAGCAGUGUUCGCCUACUCGAGUGUCCAAUUUUAGUUCCAGACACUCAACGGGAAAUCACUGCUGUUCGUGCACUGAGAUGGCCACGAACACGUGCAAAAGUCCCGAAAUGGCGGCCACCUACGAACGGAAACAAAGGAUUUGUGCGUUUCUCAUACGAAUGGUAUGUGCCGGUCUGGGAGGUAAAAUACUACCUAAUUGAAUAGCAGGGGGGUCCGGUGUUCGGUAGUUUGUAUUCGUAUCUAUGCCUGCUGAGUCCCUACCAUAUGGGUCGCAUAAAUAGAUGAAUAUUGGCAAAAGUCCCGAACUGUGAUAAAAAUAAUCCACAUAACCAUUGUAUGCAUAGUCUCGGUCAGUUGUUAAAGGGCCGGUUAGUGAUAAAUAUUCCCAGGCAAAAGGUAAGGUUCUGUUACAGAUAGUUUGUUUAGAUUCAUGCCUCUAUCACCCGUAAAAAAAUUAAUCUAGAUUGACUGAAUUUAUGUUAGAAGAAGUUGCCAGGAGUUUUUGUGCUUCAAACAGACCUUCUUUGAUGCGACAAAUAGUAGGGCAACUCUUCUAUCAAGGAAGAUACAUCCUAGGGGAUCAUCUCGUUUUAUCAGACAGAAAAUGGUCAUAAGACCUUAGCCAAUUGUCAAUGUCACAGCAGAUUUGGUGAAAAGUGUCCAACUACUUCCUCAUUAUCUUCUUUAUAUGUAUUAAUCUUUAAUCUUUCGUUAGGGUUUAUUAAAAGUGCAACAUAAGAAAGUACUGUAAUUGACAAAAUGUAUAUAUGAGAAACAGGACCAUUUAGCAUCAUCACUUCCAAGCAUAGCAGUAUAACAAUAAGAAUAGAGAACUUUUCUGUAGGCCCAAGGUUGAGGUCUCACACCAGCAUUCUGGAAAUCCUCUGGGACAUAAAGUUAAACAUGGCUGUGAAACAAAAGAACAACAACUGAACCAGGUUUUGCCUUGCUGCCACAUACAGUGAUUCUAAUUUAAACUCACAUGUGUAGUGAGACAUUAAAACAAAUAAAUACACUGUCAUCAUUUCAAUGGAGCAUUAAGGAUAGAGAAAAUAAACUUUGCAGAAUCUGGGUCAGCAAGCUCCCCAAGCUAUAAUGGUAAGUAGAUUCAAGACUGUUGAUCACAUUUUUUCCAAAGUCCCUUUAAACAGAGUGCAGAAAAUAAAAUAGGACUUUGUGAGCAAUUCCCAAGCUCCUAGGUCAGAACCAACAGCACUUCAACCCUCCAAAGACCUGACCAUUCCUCAGAAACCCACCACAAUUCUGCAUCCAUCCACACCUCCACAGCACCAUCAAGAUCCCUUAAGGAGGAUAUAGGGCCUCCACGGUGCCCUCCUCCAUGCCAGCCACUCAGCUGGUUCAGGCGAUCUGUAUCCCCACAGCUUGCAGCACAGGAGACUCACAACUUAAAGCCCCCCUCCUCCCAAACUCAGAGUCAGAGGUUGGUCAAGUCCGCCAUAAGAAUUGUUGCUGUGUGAAAUCAAGGAACUCAUUAAAAAGAGUUAAAAAAAGCCUAAUUAACUCUCCACUCCAUUCUCCUACAAUAAUGAAGGUGUAAACAGACGAUUUGUAACUGUCACUUACGUAGGUUUUCCAAAAUGAAAUGAAAGAGAGGGGAUAAAAAGGAAAAUAAACUGCUCAGCAAUCAAAAAGUCCAUUACAUGUAUAAGGCAGAACAAACUGCAGAACAUAGUGAUCAGGAUGGGGAUGGGGAGGCAGGGCUGAUGAGAAAUCUAAUUUCUUAAUUAAGUUUUAAAAAAUGCCUUUGGAGAUAAGUAAGGACCAUGGCAAGAGGUCAGAAAGACAGCAUAAUAUUAAGCAGACAAGCAGAUAGUGGGUCCAGGAAUUUAGCCAUGUGGUGUAUACACUGCAAGCUGCAAUGUUUCUGUACACCUAUGAAGCUGUAACACAUAAUUCUAAUAAAAAUACAAUUUAGGAGACAACGAGGUAAAUAGAUUGCUGUUUUGAAAGAAAAAGCAGUUACAAGUCGUCUGAAAGCAGAAAUUAAGCAUUUUUUAAGUCUCAAGGCUGGAGCUGUUGGUGUUUUCUUCUGGUCAGCUCAACAGCUCAACCUACCCCCCAUUUAGUAACCUUUUGACUGUGUGAUUUUAGCUAUAUAAUAAAUUGAAUUUUACAUCAUAAAAUUGAGAUGAACUGACCUGAAAUUUUGUGAAAAUAUAGGUCACUAGCUUUUCAAAACUUUGCUAAAUUGUCCUUCUCGCAGCACAGAAAUAAUGGACAGUUUGGCGUGUUAAUACAUUUAGUCCAUUGUUAUUUACUUUAUUAUUACACUGUUUAUUUAAUAUAUUUGUUUAAAUUCUUAUAUAGUGCUCUUAUCCAGAUUGUGGAAUAUAUAUGAUGUAAUCAUAUAACCAUAUAACCUGCUGCUUUCACCCUUUAGGCUUUUUGGCACCAGAUGGGGUGACCUUAAAGAGGAGUAUGCAUAAUCUGAUCCACAUAUAUCUUGGAGGGACAAUGUCUCAGAUUCCAAUAUCCAGCAAUGAUCCAAUCUUUAUUCUUCACCACAGCUAUGUGGACAAGUAAGUUUGGAAAUACAGAAAUAGUCUGUACUUUUAGUCUGUACGUCAAGCUUUUUCAUAGAUGUUACAUUAGAUUUUACCACUUUGUAAUCUAAACAAAUUAAAAGAAUGGGACAUGUCAAAUAAAGUGGGAGUAGGUAAGAAAGCAUUUGUACCACAGGGACAGAAGGAGAGUAUAUGAACAAUAAUGGGGAGAGUAUCCUGAUGGAAAGACUGGGAGUGAACAAAAAUAAACAAUUAGGAGACUGUCGCGAAAUGGACACUUACCAGAUACUUUAUGGCUGUCCGUACACCACCUGUUAUAAAGCUGUCACUUUUCGUGUGUUUUUUCACUGUUAUUUCGUGUGGUUCCUCUUUGUCUCCGUUUGGGAGACUUCAUACGAAUGGAAUCCUUUUGUCUCCCGAAUGAGGACCACCCCUGUGUCCCAUUAGAACGUUGAGACCAACCCCUCAAGUGCGAAAACCGCAAGGGGAACAAUUACUAAUGCUUCCCCUGGGUGGCCGGCAUUUCACAUAACCGAACACGUGGCAGAGAGUAUGGCAGCCAUGAACGUGGGCAGCGGUAGUUGGUCGUCGAGUGCCUGGAACUCUUUUUGGCUAGGCACUUGCGCGAACGCCGGUAAACCUUAGACCGCUGCCCGUUCCAUUUCCCAACAAUCUACACAAACUAUGUUCAGGAGAUAUGAACUACCGAACAGGGGGAGCAUUCAUAUCCUGGAAUAAAGAGAUUCCCCUGUAUGGUGUUCACACAAGAACCACACAAACAAAGACCGGCCAGGGCACCAAUUUCCGUGGAACUGUUUUCGGCUAGCACCUCGUGCCUGGCCAGUCAAAACUUUGACACAUUGCCAUUCCUGUUCUACCAAAACGAUCUGAGUGAUUCUUAUGUUGGUCACUCACAUCGGGGCUAUUGGGGAAUGUACUUUUCGUGGGGUUCUGGGGUAUGGUUGAGGUACUUUUGGGGUACAGGCUAUUUUGUAGAUUUUCUAUACCUGAGAGAUAAUUAAAUUAGAGGAGUUUUCUCAGGCAAUUAUAACUCAGGCACAGAUGAUUCUGGGAUUGAAACCCCUGCAUUUCUUUUGUGUGAGCCCCUUUGCAUGGGAUUUGGCACAAAAGCCGUGUAUGUGACAAUAAAAUUCAGUUAUACCCCCAGAGCUGUGUGUCGUUCAGUUGCUGGGGAGGAGGUGGGAUAUUCUUGGAUUAUAUUGCUUGUUCCUGACUGUAUUUUGGUGUACCAGCGGAGGAUAGCCCCUGUUAGGACCAGGGCUCCGCUACAGAGACAUAUGGAGAGAGGAACAAUGGAGAAGAGUUCAGGGUUAGCUGUGAGUAAGAAGAGGAGUAUGAGAAAAAUGGAAGAAAGUAAUAUUGGAGAAUAUUGCACAAGAGAGAACAAGAGAUAAUGAAGGAAGAGAGUGAAUUGGAUGGAGAAAAGAGAACAGAAAAGGUGUGAAUAGUGAAAGAGAGAAAAUUAUGGGUGUGGAGUUUGGAUGAGAGGGGAGAGCUAAGAACAAUGAUUGAAAAGUGGCAACGGAAAUAAAAGGUGAAAGAGAGCAUGGCAAAACUAAGGAUGGUGUACCUUAAAGGAGCAGAGGUGGGAAAGGUCCUCCAGGUUGCCCCCAGACAUGAAUUGAUGCCAUGUUCUGUCGCUGUGUCCUUUUAUCACUAGUCUUGCCCACAUAAAUUUUGGAGCCACAGCUGUCCACAUUAACUCUGUGACUUAUACUGCACAUAUUCUGGUGUCUACAUUUUACACAGACUAAUGAAAAUCAACUACAGAGUAUUUAAGACUACUCCUCUGUUUUCAUAUUGCCCUGGAGUGUGUGUUUUUUUUCUAAAUUCUUCUUUUGGUAUCAACAUUGGUUGUGUAUGGUUUCUCAGAAUCCUGUUACCCUUGACUUUAACUACUGUUACCCUUGACCUUUGCUAGUUCUACAUGUGUUUGUAUUUCUGUGUUCUUGGUUUGUUCCUUAGACUACUCUGUGUCUGUCCUCUGACUGUUUUAUUGGGCAUUCUAAAAACUUGCAAUAUGUUUUAAAUAUUGUUUGUUCUAGGUUUGUAUCAAUGGUGAAGAAUGGUAGAAGGGUGGGAAUGAUGUGGUAGAGAUCUGAUGAGUUUGAAUGGUGGAAUAUAGUGGUAGAAGCAUGGGAAUGAUAUGGGAGAGAAUUGAAGAGUGUGAAUGUUGGAAUAGAAUGCUAGAAGGUGGAAAUUAUUUGGAAGAGAACUGAAGAAUGAAUAGUGUAAAUGAAUGCUAGAAGGGUGGGGUUAUGUGGGAUAAUGGGCUGAAGAAUUUAAUGGUGGAAUAUGUGAGGAUAUUUAUGGGGAUUGAUUAUUAUUAAUUAAUUUUUAUUAAUUAAAAAUAAUAUUUUCAUAAAAAUAAUUACAUUUAAUAAUCUUUAAUAAAAUAUCAGAGGUUGAAAUGUUAUUGGCGCUAUUCCCAAUUAUUACUUUAAAAGCAAAGAGUUAUUCACUGUUUUUAACUCUUAGACCCUGAGCACGUUGUUCGAAUUUAAUUUUUCAUACAUUAAUAUCACAACUUUUUAUCAAAAUUAUAUUUAUUUGUCAAUAGGCUGUCAAUAGGUGUAAACAUGCAUGAUAAUUAGUGAUCAGUUUUCAAUAACAUUGAACAAAUUAUGGCAUUGUAUAGUAUCUCAAUCACAGUAAAGCAAUUUCAAACUCUGUUAGACUGAUGGGAUUGUUAGUCUACGACAAUUUCAAUCAACAGGGUUAGCAUAUGGAAUAUUUUACUCAUGUACAAUUGAUUGAGACAAUCAGCAAAUAGCGUGUCACUAUUUGUUAAAUCAUAAAGUACCAUAUGAAUUAUCAACAUAUGGAUUAUGGACAGAUUUUCAGAAUCUUAAGAAAUACAAUCUUAGUUUUACUCUUGGUUAGAUUUUCAAUCACGUGUGGAUUGUUUUCCUAUUGUAAUUACCAUUCCAUUAGACUUAGAUGGACAUAGUUAAUAAUUUAUGUUUUAUCAGCUAGCCAUAUAAUUUUAACCAGUUCAGUGCUGACAAGUCAGUUUCAGCUUUUAACUCGCACAGAAUUUUAACUGGCUCACUGCGGUUUCACAGAGUAAUUAAUUAUGAUUAAUUAUUCCAUCCAGUAACUAAAUUCUUGCAGGUUUAGUUAAAUCAAUUAUUUAUCUGAUAAAUAUUUCUUAGUCUGUUAUCUGAUUAAUAUUAAUCUGGGUAACUCUUGAUAUCCUACCUUUACUUCAUUAUAUCAAUUUGUCUUCCAGUCUGCAGUUAGAGAUACAAAUUUUGAUCAUGAAACUAAAUCUGGAGGAUUCUGAUAAUUUUUUACCCAGAAAAAUACAAACUUUUAGAUAUAUGAUUUUAUAAUUAAUAUAAUUUGCUUAUAUUUACCGAUAUAUGUUCUGGAUGUCUCUGGAGCAGAUUGAUUUAGAGUUAGUGAAUUAUAGUUAAAAGUUCUGGAUUUGGAAGUGUUUCCAAGAAUAGAGCAUAGAUAGAAAUUCUAAAGCAUUUUUCCCUUGCAAAGAGAUAACAGUGGUUAAGUUUACAGAUGAAGCAAAGAGUAAGAAGGCAGUUCUUUAGGUGUUAUUUUCAAGAUUAUUUCAACAUGGGAUUUCAAGAGAUCGUCCGAGCCCUCCUCCUCUAAUCCUUUUUUUUAUCCCUAUAUCAUGGGGUUAUCGGUCUUUCUUUAUCUGUUAAUCUUCUGACCUGGUCCAAUGGAAAUCUUGGGGCAAGUCUUAUGUUAAUGGCCGUUGAUGUCAUUUUGACAUACAUUUCUAAAUGUUUCAAACAGCAGGUGGAGCUGUUUGCUUACGUCAGGAAUAUUACCAGCUAUUAUCAUAUGUAAGAUCAACUUUUGUUCAGGACAACAAGUAGGAAUGUUUUAAUUUCAAGACUUUUUAGUCAGUGUUUGUUUUUCGUUUCUCAAUUUGGACUUUGGUACCUCAAACCAAUUUGUCCUUGCUUACUUAAGUGUUAUUCUAUAUCCAUCUUUUAAGAGUGUCAUAUUUAAUCUAUGUAUAGGUAAUUACAUAUAUAUAUGUAUAUAUAUAUAUAUAUAUAUAUAUAUAUAUAUAUAUAUAUAUAUAUAUAUAUAUAUAUAUAUAUAUAUAUAUGUUUCUAUUUAUGUAUAUGUUGCUAACUAAGAAUAUAUGACAUUAUAUUACUAUUUUGUAUAUAAAUAUAAACCAAUAGACCACCCAAGUCCAAGUUCUAGGUGGUAACAAAAGGAUUCCUCAAAUCCUUAAAUGCAAAUAUAAAAUCCAAGAUACACCUAAAAACAAAACCAGAGACAGAAAACACUCAUAGGGAAGCACCUUAAAACAAGGUAGCCCUACUGAUAAUAUUGCACUCACAAAAUAUAUGCAUUUUUCAGGUCCAUCAAUGUCACUUUAAGGUCUCUGCAGUGGAUAGUCUCAAUUCCCAAGGGUACAUGCAAGGAAAGAGGAACUGGACGUAGUACGGCAAAGCUUUAAAAUAUAAAAUGACACGCUUUAAUUAAAUCCACUUACAAGAAGUAAGAAGUAAAAACGCCCAUCAAUAAAUCUCUGUAUCCCUCUAUCCAAGAUGGUAUGCAAUAGAGAUGGUUUACAGGAAUAGCAGGCAGUAGUUUAAAACAGCUCAAUGCAUUUCAUCUACUAAGUAGAUUAACAAAUACUUGUCUUAUCUUUGUUGACACAGAUGUAUUUACUCACUGUCUGGCUCUUUAUGCCAUUAUUCAAGUUUUAGUUUUAUCCCACAAUAUAUAGGUAUUUCCUUUCCUACACAAUAUCUCUGACAUAACCCCCUUUGUUAGAGUGUCAUAGCAAUGAUUAACUAAGCUCAUGUAUACUCAAAUAUUGGACCUAUAAAAGACAUUGUGUGCUCAUAGCGUAUUUUCUGGUUGUGGAUUUUGUCGUACAUAAUGAACAGUAUUAUACAGUGAAGUACCUGUAACAGAUUUGAAUCUUACACCUAAUACAAUCAACCAUAUUAUCAUAAUUGCCAUAGUUAACCCAAUAACAAUUUUAACAUGGUUAAACCAGUCAACACGAGAGAUAAUGUCAGUAUCAUGAUGUCAGUAUUUAAAUGUAUUUACAAGAAUAUUGUCUUUUCUGAUCGACAUUUGGAUAGUAUGAUUGGGCUUAUGAUCUAGCAGGAAUUUCAGAUUUGGGUCCAUCGGGAUUUCCAAACCUUAAAAAGGAUCCACUAAUUCUACUGUACCCUUGGUAAUAUCAGCAUAAACUGGGUAUAGCGUGACAUCACCCAUAGUGAUACGGAAGCCUGGUGGUACCUUGAUCAAUGAUACAAGGGCUGAUAAGGCUAUUACUUUACUGGUCGCCUGGUCCAUGCGAAAAACACUCAUGUUGUUAAGACAAGUGCUAACCAACCAUUUAUCUUUGACUAAUAUAUUAUCAUUAUUAUUAUUAUGUUAUUAUUUAUAUAGCGCCAACAAAUUCUGCAGCGCUUUACAGUGGGUGGACGAACAAACACGUAGUUGUAACCAGACAAGUUGGACACAUAGGAACCGAGGGGUUGAGGGCCAUGCUCAAUGAGCUUAAUUGCUAGAGUGAGUGGGGUAGUGAUACAAAAUACUUAUUUGUGUAAAGUGACACAAAUUAGACUAAUUAAUAGUAUUAGACUAAUGACAGUUGCAAGAGAGGAAUCAGUCGGGAGCUAUUAACAGUUUAAUUGAUACGCUUUUAUGAAGAAGUGGGUUUUUAAUGAUUUUUUUGAAGGAGUGGAGACUGGGUGAGCAUCUAACGGAGGAGGGAAGUGAGUUCCACAGGAACGGUGCAGCCCUCAAGAAGUCUUGAAGGCCAGCAUCAGAGGUGGGAGUACGGACAGAAAAUAGACGUAAGUCUUCAGCAGAGCGGAAGGGCCUAGACAGGCCAUAUUUGUGUAUUAGGGAGGAUAGAUAGGUGGCAGCAGCAGGGACAUUUUAGCUGUGAGGCAAACAAGGCAUUUGCCUUGGGCGGCAUUUUCCAUGGAGCGGCAAAAAAAGCCGCCCCCAAAUGCCCAUGGCAAAUGUCUUGUUAGUCUUGCGGCUAACUGACAUUCCAGACAGGCUGCUGGGCAGGCAGCACUGGCUGGCGGGCGGGUGGCUGGCGAGGGAGCACUUCCUCUGAGCUGUCUGCUCAGCUCCCUAGCGCGCCGCCAGCAGAGUGAAGCUGGGAGCCGGAAUAUAACGUCAUAUUCCGGCUCCCAGCCUCACUCUGCGGGCGGCACAUAAGGGAGCUGAGCAGACAGCUCAGAGGAAGUGCUCCCUCGCCAGCCGCCUGCCCGCCAGUGCUGCCCGCCCAGCAGCCACUGGACCCCCAGGGAGAAAGAGAACCCCCCAGCAUUCCCAAAGGUAAGGAGGCUGGGGGGUUAAAUAAAAAAAAGUGUUAAUGUGAGUGAGUGUGUGUGUGUUUGUUAGUGUGUGUGUCUGUUAGCGUGUUUGUCUGUUAGUGUGUGUGUGUGUGUGUGUGUGUCUGUUAGUGUGUGUGUGUCUGUUAGUGAGUGUGUGUCUGUUAGUGAGUGAGGUGUGUCUGUUAGUGUAACUGUGUGUGUCUGACUGUGUGUCUGUGUGUGUGUCUGUUAGUGUGAGUGUGUUUGCCUGUAAGUGUGUGUGUGUCUGUUAGUGAGUGUGUGUGUUUGCUAGUGAGUGUGUGUCUAUUAGUGUGUGUGUUUUUUUCUGUUAGCGAGUGUGUGUUUCUGUUAGUUAGUGUAUUUAGAAGGUGGGUACCAGAUUGGUAUUCGAUACCCAUUUUGAAUGACUGUGUAAAGUUCAAAGACAAUAACAUCCAAUGCGAAGGAAAACCUUUGCUCUGUGCAAAAUCGAGUACAUUAAACAUGGCUCUGAAACAUGUCAAGUAACUAUGUCAAAAUCCAAUGACAAUGCCUUAGUACAUGCUAUAUGCUCGCUGCCUAGGUGCUCUCUUUGACUCCGACCUCUCCUUCACACCUCAUGUUCUGGUACCCAUGGUUGGAAAGCCAAAACAUUAGGGGUUUGAGCUUUAACGUGGAUAACCUUCUUCCAUGUACCGACAUUAUAAAUUUGAAAAAAAUUUCUAGGUGUGACAUUUGGAAUGGCCAAUAAAAAGCAAACCUCCAUGCGUUCAGAGUCAAUUAAGAGAGGGAGAGCACUUCCCAUCAAGUUUAGUUGCAAGGUUUCAAUUGUUUCCCCAUCCACAUUAGCAAGCAUCACAUGAAUUAUAUCCUUGGAUACAAAAUACAGAGGUAUGCGUCCCCCUGCCAAUUCACUCAUUGCGGUUUGCACUUUGUCGAUGAAAGCAUGUGUGUGGAACAGGACUGGGUCAUGCAUGAAAAGCAGUUCACAUUUAAACAAAUCGUGAUUUAGGUGCAACUCAGUGGACUUAGCAAUUCAUUUUAAAUGCAAAUUGGUUGUAACAACUGUGUUUUCCACAAUGGUUAAAAUCAUUCAAAGAAGUUAUUUUUGUUGGUGUAUUGCCUGAUGAAUAUCAUUAAUGUGUUGUUUGAGUGCAAAGAUUUCCAUAUCCAGUGUUUGCACUGUGAUAGAAUUUGGUGCACCAACGGUGGAACAAACCAAAACAACAAUGAUUGCUGCAAGGAACCUUUUAGGUCAGUUAUUCGUUGAAAAAGAACUGGAUACAAAAGGUUUCCGAACUUGCUCGAAGAUGUUUCUCACACGGUCCUGUGCUCUUUGGAGGUGCAUCUGGUACCAGGCUUGUAACUCAGGAAGCUGUAUUGAUGAAACAUUGUACGCCUUCUCAAUAGAAAUCUUUGGUUCCAGGCUGACAAACACACGCUGGGUCAGGAUCCUUUUCUCGGUCAAGAUAAAUCCUGGAGUCUCCUGGAUCAGGAUUCCAGAGGGUGGUCCUCUCUGUGCGAUCGGAUUAGUCCGUAGCUCUCAGCACAGGAGCAGUAUGAUCCAGAAACAUGCCACAUCCUUCUUAGUCAUUGUGGAGAAACCGACCUCGCCACUGGGCAUUGGAGAAGACUGAUUGCCAGCCUCCUGCCAUGUGACCAUGGCCCCUGGGAUGUAUUGUCCUUUAAAUACAUGAUUUGGCCAUAAUGGAUUUGUGUUGUGCUGCUUUUUCGCAGAGAAAGGAUUUGUACUUUUAAACUGGCACUUCAGAUGCAUUUGAAGUGCUGAAGUAGUCGAAGUGGCCGCCAUUCGAAAACAGAACACGUGGCGGAGGCCAUUUUAAUGUAGUUGAACGCAGUCAGCGGUGCCUGCCACUGAAUCUAUGGAACUAAAAUCGGCUACACAUUCACAUGAACAUCGCGAUCCAUUACCUUCUCAGGAACUUCGACGCUUCGACUGGAAUCGAAGUGCGUUCGACAAUUCGAACGCACUGUUAGACUGGGCUAGUUGCCCGAAUGGCCACGUUCGUGAAUUCGAAUGGGACUUAGACAUUUUUCUGUGUGAAAUUGACCGAACGCACAGCCCAAAUCUAUGGUUCUCUUUUGGGCAUGAAAAUGUGCUUGUGGUCGGUCAAGAUGCAGAAGUUCCUUAACUUUUUAACCCCUGAACCGAUUGCCCUGAUUUUUGAGUAUGUGUAUAUUUCAAGCAUGGUGAUUCUGAAAAUGCAUGUUUUAUGUGAAUGGCAUGUAUAUUUGGGAAGUUAUUAAUAUUUUGUAAAAACUGUAUUUCUCUGCCUGUGAUAAUUAUAUUAACCAUUGUGUUCAGUAAUCAUAUCACAGGCAGAGGGGAGGAUUUUGUGUGGGAGUGUCUGUGUGUAUUGUAUGGAUUGAUUGGUUGUAUUUCAAAACCCUGUGGGCAGUACUAUGUUUGUGGAUUGUGAAUAAAAGAGGCUGUAUGUGCCAGUACAGUCAGUUCUACUUCACCCUCAAUUUGGAGUCCUGUCUGUUAUUGGGGGAAUCUGCUACAAGAGAUUGCUAUGCUCUGCAUAUUCCCUUGCUAUAAUCACUCCUAAGCUCUUUUAAGAACUCGUUCCUGCUUCGCUCUGAAGGAAGAGAGGUUUGGCCUGUGGUGGUUGUGGUGUCGGCUAGAGUGCUUGGAAUCCUCAAGAAGCGCUAGGAGCAUCCAUCAAUGGAGGUACCCAGUCGGGGUGCCAGGUGAUCCAUUACAGUCAUCUUCAGACAGGCACGGAUCAGGAACACGUCUUAGACUUAUCUACUAAUGAUUCAAUCCUUAGUUGAGAUUUAGGAUGAAAAGCACACAACUGGUUAAUGUUUUUAAUAAAAUUUUCAAUAAAAUAACAAUCUUUAGGAAUUUUUAUCUUAUAUGCUACUGGGAAGAUUUUAUCAGUAAUGACAUAUGGUCCCUCCCCAAGAAGGUAAAAAUGUAUCCUUGGUCUGUUUUUGUGCAAAGUUGUACAGAUAAACUUGAUCUGUAAUCUCAUAUUCCUUUUUAGUGUUUUUUAAAUCGUAAUAGGUCUUAAACCCUGUUGCAGCUUUUUCGAGAUUCUUUUGUGCAAAAGCAAAUGCAUGCUAUAAAUGCUUGCCCGAUUUAUCAAUUUAUUGAUGUGUAAUGGCAGCGUUAAUCAAAUUAUGAUCUUAUGUGCAUUAUAGCAAAUGUUGUGGUAAAACCAUUUUUCUUCCGAUCAUUAAUUCAAAAGGUGACAAUUUGGUAGCAGUGCUAGGUGCAGCUCUAAUCACAAUUAAAACUAAGGGCAAUUUAAUGUCCCAGUCUUUCCUAGACUUUUUAACAUACUUUCUAAGAAUGUUAACGAUUGACUGGUUAUAUCGCUCGCGGUUAAGUGACGUUUGUGAACCGACCGGGAACCACGAGGUUUUCAUGUCAAAAAUAGUUCCAGGGCAUUCACGGCUAAGUCUCCCUGAAGUCUAUUCGCGGUUUUGGUCCAUGCGAACAAGAUGGCCGCCACCUCGUGGUCGAAUGGCACUUCAAAUGGCUUCGGGAGCUCAAGGUGCCGCUUCAAAAGUUCGAAUUGUGGCCAUACAAAUAUAAAAAGGCACACACAGUGGUUUUAACCAGGAUUUAACACAGGGGCAUAGUCACAGGGCAAGAGGCUGGCAAAUAUACCCCUCCAAGAACCCGUGACGAGGUCCAGUUCGUCACAGAUUCCUUUAAAUGUUUGUUUUCUGUUGCCACACCCGUUCCUUUGCCAUUUAUCCUUAUUGUUUAAGUUUGUUCCUGCAAGCAGUGGUUUCAUUCAAUCUCCCGACCGGGAUCCAUGAAUGGCUCCAAACUCCCGAACGGCAAUACACGAACUGCUGCUAGCCGCCGAACAAUAACAUCCACCAAGCGGCUUUCGUUUCCAUCCAGCAGUCUCUAAACCUGAAUAAGAAAUCCUCCCAAUAAUGAGACAGAAGCUCCGCAUUGAGGGUCAAACAGGAUCUGGCUUUACUGUUGGCUACCUGCCCGUAUUUAUGCAGGUCUCCCACUUGGUGGACACUCCCCUAGGGGACCAAAUGGGAGACUUAAAUGACAGACAGAUAUGGGGACAUUCCAGACACAUAGACACAGUUUUUACCCACAAUGCACUAUGAUUCCCUCCCCUCUGCCCUGGAGAUAAUUACCAAGUAACUCAAUUAUCUCCAGGACAAAGCCAGUCGCCAUUUUAAAUAUAAAAUCAUAAAAGACAUAAAAAUACAUAACUUUAAAAUAACUGAACAUUUCCCGUUCGUAUCACAUAUCCCCAGAUAGCCUGGAUCUGAGUGCAUAUUAUUAGCGAAUAACGCUCAGAUCCCACACACAUAGUUCAAUCGCCAUGGAGUCAAAGUUCUUACAGUCUUUCGGUAUACGAAUGACUCCAUGGGAAGGUUAUCUGGGUUAAGUCAUUUCAUAUGCUUCAAACCUCCCGAACGGCCGGUAUUCUUAUGCUUUCGUGGAGGCAGCCAGGUGUUCCCUUGUUUCAGCGGUGUUCGGCAGAAAAAGUGUCCGCUUUUAGUUCCAUAGAAAUAGAGCCAAACACCGCUGGGCUUUCGCGUGGUUUAAAAUGGCCGCUGCCUCGUGGUUGACAUACGAACGACGACCACCCUGAAUUUGUUUAAUUGAGAAGUGUCUGCGGUUAACCACAACGUUCUAAUUGGGAUCACACUUCUCUCUUGGGUGGCCGUCCGUUCGGUAGGUUUGUUCGGGAAAAAACAGUCAUUCGUAUGGCUGGGCUAUAGAAACAGCCAUUUACACGAAAGGGGACAGAAAUAGACGAAUCCACCACAAUAGGCAGGCAGAUGGUUCUGUCACAGAGAGAUUAUCAGCUCUAAUUCUUUCACUCUGCAGACACUGUAGAGGUUGGUGAGCAGUUUCUACAAUAAUCUUCUCACCUUGGAUAUAGCUACGAAAAUUUUGUAGUGCCCUAACAGUUGACAAUAACUCCUUCUCACACGUGUUGAAUUUAACUUCAACAGGUGACAAAGUCUUGCUAGCAUAUGUAAUAACUUUGUUUAGACUGCCCUGCUUAAAUCAGUGUAUCCUGUCUCCAGAUAGAAGGGUUUACGCCCCUCUGGGUAUGCUAAACAGGGUUCCUGAGUGAGCUUCCUCCUCAGUUCACUUACCACUUAGUCCUGAGGCUCCCCCCAGUUCCAGGUAGUUUCCUUUUUAAGCAGGUGUAAGAGUGGUUUUGUUAUUUCUGCAUUGUUAUCUAUAAACUUACGGGAGUAGUUAGUCAUACCAAGGAAUGAUCAUAAUUCCCUGAUGUUAGUUGGUGUUUUAUCCUUUAGUACAGCUUCAACCUUCUUCUGGGGAUUUAAUCCUUCAUAAGUUACUUCAUGUCCGAGGAAAUUGACUUGGGUGCGGCACCAUUGUUCCUUUUGUAAUGACAAUUUUAUUCCUGCUUUUCUUAGCUGAUUGAUAACAUGUCUAAUCUCUAUGAUCUGAGUGUUUUCAGCAAGACAUUGUCUAUGUAUGAUAACGUUCCUCUCUCAAGUGUGUCAGGCAUAGCUUUAUGCAUGAACACAGCGAAUUCAUGACUAGAGUUUAUGUAACCGAAAAGCAAAUGGGUCCAGGUAUACUGCUUUCCAAAUGUGAAGGCCAGUUUGUAUUGGUCUUCAUCAUGGACUAGUACAGUCCAAAAUCACUGUGCACAGUCAAUGGCAGUGAAUAUUUUAAAUCCCUGCAUCUGAACCAACCAUUUGUCUAUGUAUGGCACUGGCCAACCAGAUGUAUAGACAUAAGUCUUAAGUCAGCGCAUAAACACCAUUGUCCAUUAGGUUUCAGAAUUCCCAGGAUUGGAUUAUUAUAUGAACUGUGCACCGGACAUACAGUGCCCCUUUCCUUUAAAUUCUGAAUGAUGUCUUGUAGACCAUCGUAUGAAGCUAAUGGUAAUCUAUAUUAUUUGAUGAAUACAUGUGGUAAUUUUGGGUCAGUUUGUAUUCUGGCUAUGUGGAGGUUAGUUAACCCACAGUCGUUUUGCGAAAAUAUCCUGGAAUUCCAUAAGGACUUCCAUUAACUGUUGCCGCUCAGCAUCGUUGGAGCAACCAUCAGCUAAAGAUAUUUGCUCUUCUAGCCUUUCCUGAAAUCCUGGAAAGAUUUCAGGCUGACCUAUCAUAAGCUUCUUCAAGCCUAAAAGUUAGGUCAGUUCGGUGUCAACUUGCUUUUUGUGUUUGGUCGCGAUAUUCUUGUGAUUCCUGCUCAUUGAGCGGAUGAUUGAUGCAUCUUUGAUUUUACAUAAGCCUUCUUCGAUGUUAAAGGGAUAUACAGAUAGGAUGGUGAAUAAUCCUUCUGGGUAGGAUAAUAAUUUGAUCAACAACUUCGUCAACAAUUUCGUCCUCAGUUCAGUACUCUUCAGGGAUGAGGACUAUAAUUUGGUUUUGGAAACCAAAUAUAUAGUACUCAUCAUCCAAUACUAGACCUAAUAACUUUCCUUUUGGUAAAGUAACACUAUUGGGUGUAACAUUGUUGACAAUAACAUAGGUGGUAUUCAUGGGCGUGCACAGCCUAUUGCAUAAGGGUGUGCACCCUAAAGCACAAACACACACGCCACGUAUUUAUAUAUAUAUAUAUAUAUUUUAUUUUUUUUAAAUAUAUAUAUAUAUAUAUAUAUACACACACACACACACACACAUACACUGCUGUGUGUGUUAGGGUGCUGUGUGUGUGAGGGCACUGUGUGUGUAAGGGUGCUGUGUGUGUGAGGGAGCUGUUUGUGUGAGGGAGCUGUGUGUGAGGGUGCUGUGUCGUGUGUGUGUUUGUGAGGGUGGUGUGUGUGUGUUAGGGUGCUGUGUGUGUGUAAGGGUGCAGUAUGUGUGGGAGGGUGCUAUGUGUGUGAGGGAGCUGUUUGUGUGAGGGAGUUGUGUGUGUGUGUGGGUGCUGUUAGUGUGUGUGUGCUUUAUCCAUCUCCUGCUGCAAAACAAGGGAAGGUGCCCCCUUUGGGAAACCCAGGCUUACAAUCCAGAGCCAGGUCUUCUUGGCUCUCAAAAAUGUGAGCAAAACCAUCAUCACUUUUUGCUACUUCUAGAUAUUAAAAACGUAAUACACUAGAGAUUUUUUCUCCCCUUUAUUUCAUCCUUUGAAAAAACAUACCCCGGCAAAAGAGUGCAGUGUCACCAAUGACACUAUCACUGAUUUGAUUUGAGCCUGUUCCCUAGGGACUCUCAUCAAUGUGAAUUGAAAUACUUACAAUUAAGUUCUGUGUGCAUACCAUCUUUUGUGGAAUUACAUUAUAUUGUUUUAUUCUAUGUCUCCCUAUAUUUAUUGAUUGUACAUUCAAGCGUCACUCCCUAUUUUAGGGUAAGUGUAUAUUUUUAUGUUUUGCACAGCGCUCCACUCAUCCAAUUAGGUAUAAUACUCACAUCUUACUGAUUCACUCUGUUCACUAGUAUCAACCUGUUUGCUUAUUUCUUUGUUUAUUCUUUGAUACUUAUCAGAGCAACUCUUUUAUAAGUAAUUUUGUUACUCCAUCAUGUUCUGCUUGUUAAGCAUUAGCUAGUUUUGAUAUAAAUGCUAUUGGUAAAUAAUAAGUGGUAAGUUGCUGGAUACCGAUUGUCACUGGGUGGAGAUGUUUGAACUCAUAUUUAAAAUGUCUUUACAGGAUAUUUGAACAAUGGAUAGCCAAAUACAAUGCAUCCCCAAGUACAUAUCCUGAAAACAAUGAAUUGGGACAGUCCCCGACUGAUUGUAUCAUUCCAUUUUUUCCAUGUUACCAAAAUAAAGAUUUCAUCCGCAAAUCAACAGAAUUUGGCUAUCUGUAUUCUGUUUAUAAUGACAAGGAGUGAUGGAGUAAGGAACGUGAUAUCCAUUAAUCAAGAAACUCAGGCUAGAGGCAGCAGGUCUCAUCAAGAAAUUAUUUUCUCUAGAACAUCUAAAUGGGACAAAGUCACAAUGUUUCAAGAAGAAUGUGUGUAAAGUGUCAUUUCUGUACUGCCUGUCCUGUUUCUUUCAUAUUGUUGUGUUAGUUGUGUUUUCAGUAUCCAGGUUUAAAACAGAUAUACAUUAAGUAGAUAAUUUGUGAAUUACUGGUUUCUAUGUGUGGCUGCAAAACAUUGGAUAGACAUCUGGGAAAACUGUUCCUUUUCUUUUCAUCAUGUCCCUUUUUUCAAUGUGAGCACAUUUCAUGGGAACGUAGGUAAAUUCAGAGCUCACAUUAAAUGGAUUGUACUUGCGAUGAAACAAAAUUAACAUCAAAGUUUAACCACCGUGCUUCUAAAAUUCAGUCCCACAAGACAGUGUGCUUCACUCGUAAACAUUUCUAUGAAAAUAAAAUUUCACAAUUUCACAAUUUGAGGAGCAGUUUGCAUUCUUUUGUCAGAAAUUAAAAAAAAGGUAAUCAAUAUUUUUAGGUAAAUGUCAAUGUGAUGCUUUUCUAUUAUAUCAUAAAAUGACUGCAGGGUGGAAGCAAGCUAUACAUACUGAACACCUUAUUAUAGUUUACAGUUUAUUAUAUACAUAGUUACAUAGUUAUAUAGCUAUUCCAAUUGUGCAACAAACUAGGAAAAAAAUCCUUCAUGACCCCAGAAUGGCAGUUGGAUAUCUCAUCGGAUCAAGAAACAAAUUAAAAUUUAUAUCCCUGUAUAUUAUGUUUUUGCAAGUAUUUAUCCAAUUGCUGUUUAAACAUCUGUAUAGACUCUGAUAAAACCGCAUCUUGAGGCAGAAAAUUCAAAAUCCUUAUUGUUCAUACUUACCCUUUCCUUUGCCUUAGACUAAAUCUCCUUUCUUCCAGUUUAAAUGCGUGACCUUGUUUAUUAAUACAUUUCCUAUUUAUUAAUACAUUUCCAGAUAAUGGCUUGUAUUGGCCCCAAAUAUAUUUGUAUAAUGCUAUCAUAUCUCCUCUGAGGCACCAUUUUUCCAAACUAAAGAGAUUGAAUUCUGGGAUACAAUAUUAGCACAUGAACAAAACCCCAAAACCUCUCAACAUGUCUAUUAAAAAAGAGACAUGUUCACCAAACAUUGAAAGUUUGCUCCUGGUUGCCUACAACUUUUGUUGAUAAACGCAAUGUUGUGGGGAAUAUUAUCUAUUUGGCAGCCAGAGUCAAGUUGCCACCGUGUCAAAGGUUUGUAGGCUUUCCCUUUUAAACAAUACAUUGAAAAUUAAGGGUUAUUCACUAAAGUAAGAUUUGCCAGGAAUUGAAAGUAGUCUAGAUGAUUUUUUUUCUAAUUUGGCUGGGUGAUGGAACGCUGGCAUUCCGACCGAGUACCUCCGCCAAUCGAUGCUCCUAGUACUUGCCGAGGACUCCAAGCACUCCAACCGACACCAUCAGCACUGCAGACCCCACUUCCAGCAAUGCAGCUGCGCCGGGGUCUCGCCGUCUUUCACCCACCCUGGACCCAAGGCCAGGAUCCAGCUUCCAGUGGCUAUAUCCACAGAGCAGGAACCAGGAACAAGCUCUUACAAGAGCUUAUACUCAGGGGAGUAUUGUGAUAUAGCAAUCCUCAAGAGUGUAGUUAUUGCAUCCCCCAAGCAUGAGCCAAGGCUUCAAAAAAGAGUCAAGUAGUUCUGUAAUGAAAGCAAGCACUUACAAUUUAUACAAUUCCCCAGGCCAGAGGCACACCCCCUGGACCUGAUGGUACACAGGCAUACAAAGGACACAAACCAAUCAAAACAAUACAACAAUGUCUGACACUCCCAUUCAUUACAGUCAAAUCCUCCCCUCUACCUGGGAUAUAAUAACUAGACUUGGGCAUUUCAGAAAUUUUCGUUUCGAACAAAUGUCAAUUCUUUCGUACAAAUGUCAAUUCUUUCAUUCGUUUUCGUACGAUAUUCGUUAGUAUUUUCAUUUCGGCUAAACUUGUUCAUUCAUUCAGCGUGAUUUAAUUGAACCAAAUGAAUUGAAUACAUAAAACUAUGUUCCCUAAUCCCUAAAUACCGAAUAGCUUCAACCGAACUCAAUAAAAUCAUUUGUUUCAAAUUUUGUACAUUGAUCUAACAACAUGGCAUUGAAUGCUGUAUUUCGUUUAAUUUACACCUAAAACUCCAGAAAUAACUCCUGAACCGUCAAAUGCACGAACGCUGACAUUCGCAUGAAAAUGUAUUGGCGCUAUUAGUAAACUACCGAACACCACUCACUAUAGUCAUUCGUAUGUCGAAUGGCAUUGCAAAUACAAUGCAAUCAUAAAAGUCAGUUCCCUAAUCCCUAAAUAACGAAUAGCCUCAAGUGAACGCAGUAAAACCAUUCAUUCGUUUAAAUUUUCGUACAUUGAUCUCACAACACAUGGCAUUGAACAAUGUUUUAAUCUAUUUACGCCUAAAACUCCCGAACUAAUUCCCAAACCGUCAAAUGCACGAACGCUGCCAUUUGCAUGAAAAUGUAUUGGCACUAUUAGUAAACUACCGAACACCACUUACUAUAGUCAUUCGCAUGUCGAAUGACAUUGCAAAUGCAGUGCAUUGCUUUUGCUUAGUUUCUUGGGCUCAUGAAUCAUCAUGCUUCCCUGACAGGUGGUACUGGCAACACAGUAUAAUUUUAUAAGUGAGUGGGAAAGUAGUAGCCAAUUAAAUAGGCUUUUACAUACUGCCAGACAAAACUGUAAAAAAAAAAAAAGUAUCAACUCAAGGCAGUCCUUCAAUGCAAAAUCUAUCCAGAUUUUCUAUAGGCCAGCCAUUCAGCCAUUUUGGACCUCAGCCAGCCCACCACCCUGUCAGCCAUUUUAGACACUUUGAUGCUGAGCCUGCCAGAAGUGGUUAUGUCAUCCUCCAGCUCCUCAAAUGACAUACCCAUGGAUAUAGUGGAGGGGGCAUUGGCCACUCUGGCCAGGAGGUAGGAGAAGCAAGUGGGAGAUGCAAGCAGAAGCAAAGACAGCCCAGGAUCUUAAAAGGAGCAGAUCCUGGGAGGAAGAAUAAGUACCCUGAUAGGUUUCUUGCAGAGGAGAAUACAGUACUGGUAAACAAGCUUUGCCAGUACUACCAAUGUAUGUUUGGGGGAGCAGCCAAAAAGACUUCAAGAGCAAAGAAGGUGGAGGAAGAUUGUGGCAGUGGUGAAUGCUGUUGGCGGAACAACCGCACCGAGGACGUGGUGAAGAAACGGUAAGUGCACUUAUAUUCCUAAAAAAUUAUUUUCUUUAUGCCAUGUUUUUUUCAAACUUAUUUUUUUUCCUCCAUGUGCUUUUGCUACACCCUCCCACCAUUGGCAGCUAUGCUUUUAAAGUCUUUUAAAAGUGAGGGUUGGGUCACUUAAGCACAUAGAGGGAAAAAAACACCACAUGCAGCUCAGCUUUAAAGGAACACUAUAGUGACAGGAAUACAUUCGCAUUCCUGUCACUAUAACUGUGAAAACAAAGUUUAACCUCCCUCUCAGCAAUGUAACUGUAAUUAAAGGGACACUCCAGUGCCAGGAGAACAAACCAUUUUCCUGGCACUGCAGGUCCCUCUCCCUCCCAUCCCCCAUCCCAGGGGGAGACCAAUUGCGCAUGCGCUGCCACCGGCGGGGUGAGACCUAAUGUGCAUGCGCGGCAAUGCUGCACAUGCGCAUUAGACCUCCCCAUAGGAAAGCAUUGAAAAAUGCUUUCCUAUGGGGGUUUCAGCGACGCCACUAGAGGAGGAGUUAACCCUGCAAGGUAAAUAUUGCAGUUUAUGAAAACUGCAAUAUUUAUUUACAGUUGCAGGGUUAAGGGUAGUGGGAGUUGGCACCCAGACCACUCCAAUGGGCAGAAGUGGUCUGGGUGCCUGGAGUGUCCCUUUAAUUACUCAUGCUUAUAGCAGAGCUGUGCUCUGCCUCCUUGGUUGCGAUCUUCAUAAUUGACAAGAUCAGCAAAUCCAAUGCUUUCCCAUAGGAAAGCAUUGGGAGGCUGUCAUGUUGCAAAACACAGCUGUUCUAUCAGAUAUCUAUAUCUAUCAGAUUUCUAUAUUGACGUCACUUCCGGUGCCCCCAUGUCACCAGAAGUAACGCGAGAUCAGCUGCAUGCUAGCAGGCCUCGAGGUAUAGAAUUCUGGUGGAGGCACCGCGAGCAUGUGUGCUGCCUCUGAUGACGCUCGAUCAGCUGGGCCUUUAAUCUGAAGGGUGUACCGCGCAUGCGCUCGGCACAUCCUUCAGCUAUAGCAAUCUGAUGGGUGUGCAGCACAUGCGCGCAGCACAUCCCUCAGAUAUAGCAAUCGGAUAUGUGUACUGUGCAAGCGUGCAGCACAUCCAUCAGAUAUUGCAAUCUGAUCUACAAAUCUGAUGGAUUUCUGUACCACAGCUUUCACUGUGUAGUAACAUACACAUUGUAGGCGAAUGUGGUGUUAAAUAAGGGAGAUGCACGGUUAAUGGGGGUGACACACAGGGAUAGGGAUUUAUAGGGGGUGAUACACAUGGGAUGGGGGAUAUGGAGGAGUGACCAAUAGUUGCCUAACAACCCAGAAGUCCCUCUCGUGGCUGCGUGGUAGCCAGCCACUAGAGGUGGAGUUAACACAUAAAGAUAAUUAUUGCAGUUGCACUUGCAAUAGUUACCUUUACACGGUUAAGGGACUUGGGACACUGAACCCAGACCACUUCAAUGCGCUGAAUUGGUCUGGGUGCCUAUGAUAUCCCUUUAAACAUGUCAGUAAACGUAUAUAUAGAAACAUAUUAAAGUAAUUAAUCAAUUACACAUGUCAUUGCAGUUACUACGACAUCAGACAGAUGGUGAAGAGGAAGGUGAAGGCAACAGCCUCCUCCAGGAAGACAGGAGGUGGUUCACAAGAACCGGACCUGCUGCCCCAUGAAGAGGAGCUCCUGCAGUUCCUGGGAAGAGACAACCUCCUUGGGAUUGAGGGGACAACUGGCGCUGAAACAUCUGAAGGUACAUUGUUAAAGGACCACUAUAGUGCCAGGAAAACAAACUCAUUUUCCUGGCACUGUAGGGUAUUUAGGUCCCCCACCCUCAUGGCCCCCUUCCCACUUCAGCCACUUACCUUUCUCCAACCCCUUCAGCCACUUACCUUUCUCCAGCACCAGGCUCCCUCGGCGCUGGGGAACACUCCUCCCUCUGCCGACGUCAGCUCCGAAUGCGCAGAAAGAGCCGUGCGCGCAUUCAAACCACCCAUAGGAAAGCAUUACUCAAUGCUUUCCUAUGGACGUCCAGCAUCUUAUCACUGUGAUUUUCACAGUGAGAAUCGUGGAAGCGCCUCUAGUGGCUGUCAGUGAGACAGCCACUAGAGGCUGGAUUAACCCUCAGUGAAACAGCAGUUUCUCUAGAACUGCUAUGUUUUCAGCUGCAGGCUUUAAACUAGAGGGACCUGGCACCUAAACCACUUCAUUGAGCUGAAGUGGUCUGGGUGCCUAUAGUGGUCCUUUAAAGUCAUAUUUGUUAGUCGAAAUGUACAUAUAUCAGUUUGCUUGUGUUAACCUUCCAGUGUGUGUUUUCUAUGCCAUCAGUGCAAGCCCCUCAAUCCCCAGAAGAGGCACCUGGAACUGCAGGAGAUGCUGUCUACAUGGAGAGCAGGGCAGCAGGUUCACCUCCUGUCUCCCUGGAAAUGUGCCUGGCUUCACGUUCCUCUUGUAAGUACUUGCAUAGCAUUGUUAGAUAAAUGUUAUGUGUGUGUGUGUGUGUGUGUGUGCGUGCGCAUUUAAACAUACACACACAUAUAUGUGAUUUUACUGUAUAUGAAGUUAAUUUAUCACAUACAUGUAUUUCAGACCAUCCACAACUUGUCGACCUUCCUUCACCACGGAUGAGUGUGGUUUCCCUCCAACAGCCGGCCACUGGUGUCCAGGAACAGGGAUCCACUGCUGAGUGUAAGUUAAAAUGCUUUAACUGUACACAUUUUCUUUGCAGGCAUACUAGUUUAUCUAACAGGCAGGGCUGGGUCGACCGCUAAGCAUACUAAGUGUCUGCCUAGCACGCACUGGCCAGGGGGCUCAAUGUCCGGGUGACCAGCAGGGGUGGGGGGGAGCUCACAUCGCUCAUCUCCAUCUGUUCACUAUAUGUACUGUGGCUGAGUGGACCACGUGUGAUCUUAUCUACCAUCUACUUGGCCUGACAGGAAGCUGAGUGCAACGAUCAGCUUCCUAUCAUGCAGAAGAAACAGGAGAUUCUCUACCUGGGGACGCUCGGCCAUGAUACAUGUAGUGAGAUUAGAAGGAAAGGGAGGUGGGCACAAAGACAUGCAAAGAGACAGAGAAAGGGCUAGGGGGGACAAAGAUGCAUAACUAUACUUAAGCAUAAUAAUAAAUUAAUAGCAUGACUGCAUAUAUCUUAUUUCCAAGUUUAAAUAAUAUUGUUGUACAGAUAAUAGUAAGCAUUGCAACAUAUGACACAUGCUAACAAUGUUCUUUCUCUGUUCUCCCCUAUAGGUUCUGAUGGUACUCUCCCCCUGCAAGAGGAGGGUACCAUUAUCCUAACAGCAGUGGAUCCUAAUUGACUGAGAUCAGUGGCCGAAGAAAUGCAGUUGCCACAACUUCCUCCACCGUUGGCUGCGCUGUAUGCGACGAUCCAGGCUCGUCAAGCUGAACUGGAGACGUCCAUACAGCAGGAUAGGGAGAAUCAGCAAGAACUAUUGCAGAAUGUAAUAACGGAGGUACGCUCCAUGUCGAACAUUUUGAAUGAGGGCGUUAGGCAAUUUAUCAAAAUAUGCAGCGCUUUAUGGAAAUGAGGGAGGAAAAGUGCAUUCUAAUGCGCGCACAAGCUGCCCGUAAUUUGGGCAUAACCAUUGCUGAUGUAGAUAGCCUAGUUCAUGAACGACGUGCGCAGGGUCUUCCCAGAAGGGAUGAUGAUGAUGAUGAUGAAUAGAUAUCUGUGGGAAGAAUGCACUCAGAUGUUUAUUUAUCAUUAUCAUCCACAAUGUAAAGGCUUGCCUGGAGUUGUGGGAGAGGCGUGGUGAUCCUAUUUAAACUCACCCCCCUUUUUCUGCAUCACCGUGUAGUUUUGACUUCAGUAGGCAUCACUUCCGGUUUUGGACUUCCGGGUUACGAUCACUUCCGGUGCGCGGUUUGUGCGUUCAGAUCGGCUAACAGCUGUUGUUUUCCCACACGCUCGGGGAAAACUGUCACACAACACCAUCAAAUUAUAUUUAACCGGCAUACAACACCACAUGGAUACCUUAUACCCAGAUAACUCUAGUUUCUUAUCUUCUUACCCCAUUAAAAACAUUCUUAAAGGCGUACAGAAAUCCAGUACCACUCCUUUAUAUUUUUUAAUGAUGGUGAGUGUCGGAGGUCGUAUUAUAUAUAUACACAAACACAUAUAUAUAUAUUAUAAUUCUAUGUAUAUAUUUAUGUAAUAAUUUUACAUAAUUAGGUCAUUUUAUUAAUUACAAUUUGCAGGACCUGCCUGACAACCCAGGCCAAAAGUCCAGGGAAUUAAAUUUGCUAGCACUGUAUUUAACCCUAUAACUUUCUAUGACACCACACAUAUGGGGUACUGUUUUACUUCGCUGAACACAAAUAUUAGUGUUUCAAUGUAUUACAAUGUAUUUCAACGAUGUUAUCGUCAGUGAAAGUGACUUUUUUACACACAAAUGGCACUUAUCUGGACGAGAUAAUUGUUGUGAGACGUUUUACUGUUUUGAAACACUAAUAUUUGUGUUCAGCGAAGUCUCCUGAGUAUAACAGCACCCCUCAUGUACAGGUUUUAUGGUUGUAACUGAUCGAUGGGCACCCUGACUGGGUACCUUCGUUGGAGGAUGCUCCUAGCGCUUCCUGAGGGCUACCAGCACUCCAGCCGACACCAUAACCACCGUAGACUCCUUCAGAGCGCAAACCAGGAACAAGCUCUUACAAGAGUUUAGGAGUGAUUAUAGCAAGGGAAUAUGCAGAGCAUAGCAAUCCCUUGUAGCAGAUUCCCCCAAUAAGAGACAGAACUCAAAUUGAGGGUGAAGAAGAACUGAAGCUUUUAAUGACACUGCUUUUAUGCACAUUUUGCACACAUAGUACUGCCCACAGGGUUUUGUAAAACAACCAAUCAAUACGUACAAUACACUCAGACACUCCCAGCAAUUACAGAUAAAAUCCUCCUGUGACGAGACCAAUCUCGCCACAUUGCAUUGGAGAAGCCUGGUUGCUCGCCUGCUGCCUUUGGACUAUGGCCCCCUUUUAAAAGACUUUAUUUUUGCCUGCUGAAAAGCUGUAUUCGUGCUUUUCUGCCUGGGGUUCAGUAGAUUUGUUUGAAUGUGUUAUACCCCAGAUAGGAAUCCCAUGGAGCCCAUUCGUAUGAAACUGACUGUAAAGACUUUGGCUCCAUGGCGAUUAAACUGUAUUUGUGUGGUCCGAGCGCCAUUCACUUAAUAAUGUGCGCUCAGACCUGAGCUAUCUGGGGAUAUGUGAAAUGUCUGUGUAUUAUGUGUAAAAUGUAACUUUAUGUAUUUUAAAGUGUUUUACUGUCUUUGUGUCUUUUUGCAACCAUGUGCUUAAUGGAGUCUUGUGUCUGUCCUGGGAGAUAAUUGAAUUACUCUCCAGGAUAGAAGACUCUGAAACUGGUUUGGGCCAGAAAGCCAUGCUUCAUUUAGUCACAAAGGACUUUUUACUAACUUUUGAACCCCUGGUCUGAUUCAUGUCAUUUUUUAAUAUGUUGUUCCCCUGAAUGGAUUGAUUGUGUAUAUGUAAUUUUAUGUGAAUGUGAUGUAUGGUUUUAGAGUUAUGAAAGUUGGGUAGAAAGUAUGUUUUAACUGUAUGUGUAAUUGAGUUUCCUCUCAGGAUAAGGGGAGGGAAUAUGUGGGAGGUAACUGUGAUGUGAUUGGUUGCUUUAUACCUCCCUGUGGGCGGUCCUGUAUUUGCAAGACUGUAAUAAAAACCAGGCUGGGUGUGCCAGCACCUCAGACCACUGCUUGACCCUCAACACGGAGCCUUGUCUCGUUCUUGGGGGGAUUCACUGUAUGCUGUUAGAGACUGAUUGCCAGGAGUGUAAGCUGAUUGUCUGCUUUUCCUGUUCGUCUGCUAGCAGCUAUUUGGGAGGUUCCAGUUCGGGAGUUGGAGUGCUAUUUUGUAUCCAGUUCGUGAGUUUUGGUGAUUCUACAGUAGCUGUGCCUGUCUCUAAAAGGGGGAUUAUCGUCUAAGCGGUUUUUACCCCUUUUGUGCAAAACGGUCCGUUACAAUUGGUGGCAAGCGGCGGGAUCGUUCCCACAGACUACAGGACAGCUACAGGCGACACCAUUCCGUGGAUUUACAAUUUGAGGGCAACGCAUGUCUGAGUACAGCGACCCUGACAGCAACAGCAUGGAACCAGCAGUGUCAUACGAGGAGGAGGACCUGGAUGGCCGGGAUGCAUUAAGGAAAGGCAUCUGGUACCAGGCCCUGGAUAAUGUACAGUACCAGCGGGGUGAGAGUCUCCCCAGUGAAGAGCAGCGGUUGCAGAAGCAAGUGGCCCUGCGGAUGCCCUUCCUGGGAGAGCAGCCCCUAGAUGAAUGGGUGAAGGAAUUGGAGCACCGGGUAUGGCAGGAGAUUUGGCUGGAAGAUGCAUACCAGGCGCUCUGGUGGUAUGGGGCACAGUACCUGCCCUGGACAGCCGAGCAUGACAAGCCAGAGGGAGAGGACUUUGAUGGUCCUGGCUUGUUAUGGGAGGCUUUUUCAGAGCCUGAAUUUGGGAGCCCUACACAAGCCCGGUUCAGUGAUCUCUUGGAGUGGAGGGAGAGCAGGUAUGACUGGGACGACACUCACGACAUUGAGCAAGACCUGGCUCACCUAGCAACCCUGGAGUGGGAACUGGAGCAGGACUACCGAGAUCUCUUCCACUCCAUUGAGAAGAUUCAGCAGGACAGCAAGGUGACAGAGCCAGAGCCAGACCCAUUCAGAGGGGACGAGAUGGUACAGUUUUACUGGGAAGAACCCCAGGUGGCCGGUAGAGAUGGGACCGAGGUCUCUCCACCGGUCCUGCAGGGAAUUGGGAGCCCAGUCUCCAUUCCCCAGCGGCAGUGUAAAGUGCAGGGAGAGGAGAGCAGUAUCCUCCCUCCCCAGCGGCAGGCUGAGUUACAGGGGGCAGAGGUAGUUGUUCCUGCCCCCCAGCAGCAGAGUGAUAUGCCGGGAAGGCAGUGUGAAGUCCAGGGAGAGGAGAGCAGCGUCCUCCCUCCCCAGCGGCAGGCUGAGUUACAGGGGGCAGAGGUAGUUGUUCCUGCCCCCCAGCAGCAGAGUGAUAUGCCGGGAAGGCAGUGUGAAGUGCAGGGAGAGGAGAAUAGUGUCCUCCCUCCCCAGCGGCAGGCUGAGUUACAGGGGGCAGAGGUAGUUGUUCCUGCCCCCCAGCAGCCAAGUGAUAUGCCGGGAAGGCAGUGUGAAGUCCAGGGAGAGGAGAGCAGUGUCCUCCCUCCCCAGCGGCAGCGUGAUUUUUUGGGAAUUGGGAGCCCAGUCUGCAUUCCCCAGCGGCAGUAUGAUGUUUUGGGAAUUGGGAGCCCAGUCUCCAUUCCCCAGCGGCAGCACAGAUUAUUGGGAAUUGGGAGCCCCGUCUCCAUUCCCCAGCGGCAGAGUGUCCUACCGGGAAUAGAGAGCCCAGUCUCCUUUCCACAGCAGCAGCAGGACUCUGUAUUGGGAGCAGAGACAGUCGGUCUCCCUUCCCCGCAGCUGGAAGUAUGUAUGAGAGAGGAGCAUGUUACCCCCUCUCCCCAGCGGCAGCUUAAUGUACCAGGGGGAGACAGUAAGCCCCACAACUGUGCAGAUGGGACCGUAGUCUCUACACUGCCAGCACAGGGGGUAGGGACGGUCGGUUCUGUCCCCCAGCGACAGGGCUGUUUAGCCAAAGGGGAGACAGUCGGUCUCCCCCUCCAGCAGCAGAGAUGGGUAACCAAAGGGGAGACAGUCGGCCUCCAGCAGCAGAGCUGUGUGUCUAAAGGGGAGACAGUCGGUCUCCAGCAGCAGAGCGGUGUAGUUAAAGGGGAGACAGUCGGUCUCCCCCUCCAACAAACAGGCUUCAACCAGGCUACCCUCCCAGUAGCGCUGGCAACAGGGCAGAGUGCCACUGGUCUCUGCCCACGCAGCAACCCACCCAGUCAGCGUACCCGUACCCAUCACAGCCGUGGUGAGGCACCUGGACAUGGACAAGCUUCUCCUUUACCCAGGUGUAGUAACCAUUUAUUGUGGGUGGGCUGUGCUGUUGAUUAUGUUUUGUGGGUGGGCUGCUGGACUAACAAGGGCACUGACCGGCAGGAGGUCAGAUACCCUGUUAGUCUGUUUGGGAAAGGGGAGAGAUGUGACGAGACCAAUCUCGCCACAUUGCAUUGGAGAAGCCUGGUUGCUCGCCUGCUGCCUUUGGACUAUGGCCCCCUUUUAAAAGACUUUUAUUUUUGCCUGCUGAAAAGCUGUAUUCGUGCUUUUCUGCCUGGGGUUCAGUAGAUUUGUUUGAAUGUGUUAUACCCCAGAUAGGAAUCCCAUGGAGCCCAUUCGUAUGAAACUGACCGUAAAGACUUUGGCUCCAUGGCGAUUAAACUGUAUUUGUGUGGUCCGAGCGCCAUUCACUUAAUAAUGUGCGCUCAGACCUGAGCUAUCUGGGGAUAUGUGAAAUGUCUGUGUGUUAUGUGUAAAAUGUAACUUUAUGUAUUUUAAAGUGUUUUACUGUCUUUGUGUCUUUGUGUCUUUUUGCAACCAUGUGCUUAAUGGAGUCUUGUGUCUGUCCUGGGAGAUAAUUGAAUUACUUAUCUCCAGGAUAGAAGACUCUGAAACUGGUUUGGGCCAGAAAGCCAUGCUUCAUUUAGUCACAAAGGACUUUUUACUAACUUUUGAACCCCUGGUCUGAUUCAUGUCAUUUUUUAAUAUGUUGUUCCCCUGAAUGGAUUGAUUGUGUAUAUGUAAUUUUAUGUGAAUGUGAUGUAUGGUUUUAGAGUUAUGAAAGUUGGGUAGAAAGUAUGUUUUAACUGUAUGCGUAAUUGAGUUUCCUCUCAGGAUAAGGGGAGGGAAUAUGUGGGAUGUAACUGUGAUGUGAUUGGUUGUUUUAUACCUCCCUGUGGGCGGUCCUGUAUUUGCAAGACUGUAAUAAAAACCAGGCUGGGUGUGCCAGCACCUCAGACCACUGCUUGACCCUCAACACGGAGCCUUGUCUCGUUCUUGGGGGGAUUCACUGUAUGCUGUUAGAGACUGAUUGCCAGGAGUGUAAGCUGAUUGUCUGCUUUUCCUGUUCGUCUGCUAGCAGCUAUUUGGGAGGUUCCAGUUCGGGAGUUGGAGUGCUAUUUUGUAUCCAGUUCGUGAGUUUUGGUGAUUCUACAGUAGCUGUGCCUGUCUCUAAAAGGGGGAUUAUCGUCUAAGCGUUUUUUUUCCCCUUUUUUGCAAAACGGUCCGUUACACCUCCCCUCUGCUUGUGAUUUAAUUACCUUACACAAUGGGUUAAUGUAAUUAUCACUGGCAGAGAAAUACAGUUUUUACACAUCUACUAUAACUUUAAAACUAUACAUUCAAUAUUCAAACCGACAUAUUAUUAUUCAGCAUACUUUAAUUAUAAACAGCCAAAAUUCAGCCAAUUCCAACCAGGGGUUAAAAAAGUUAGCUGGAGGUCCCUUUAUGACCGACCGCAAGCACAUUUCCAUGCCCAAAACAGUUCCAUAGAUUUGGGCUGUGCGGCCGGUCAAUUUCACACUGAAAAAAUGACUAAGUCCCAUCGCCAAAUGGGACUUAGUCUCUGCGGCUGCAAAAUUAUUGUGGGAGAAGGUAGGGGUCAGCGGUGUUCACGGAACUGUGUAGCCGAUUUCAGUUCCAUGAAUUUGGCUCCACACACCGCUGACCGCAUUGAAUGAACAAAGAUGGCUGCCGCCAUGUGUUCAUUUGCACGAACGGCAGCCCCCUCAGCGUUCGGCAAUUUACCUACAGCAGGCUCCCAGCCAGGGAGGUAAAUUGCCUGCACACUUCCACUUCUGGAUGGUCCGCCUGUGUGGUACCUGGUUCAGUAAGCCCCAUUUACUGAACCAAGAGGGAGAAAGCCAGGAACACAGUAUAUUAACAAUCUGGGGACAAAGUCUUAAAGAGGCAUUGUUCCCAAAAGUCACAAAUAUGUCCCCAAAUGGUUCUUAAAGGGCCAGUAGCCAUUCACUGUGCUUAAAGGGCCAGUAGCCGCACAAUAAAAAUCUAUUAUGCCUAAAUAUGUUCUUAAAGGGCAAUACAUCCCAGGGGCUGUAGUCACAGGGCAGGAGGCGGGCAAGCAGGCCCCUCCAAAAGCUCAUGGCAAACUCCCUUAAAAGGGUGAGUUUGCUACAAUGCGGUUUUCAAAAGUUACUGAGUCAAAUAUAAGGCUUGCGUUUCAGUUUUUUCACAUUGAAAUUAGCCAGAUUGGUUACGUUGCCUUUGAGACCGUAUGGUAGCCCAGGAAUGAGAAUUACCCCCAUGAUGGCAUACCAUUUGCAAUAGUAGACAACCCAAGGUAUUUCAAAAGUGGCAUGUCCAGUCUUUCUUAGUAGCCACUUAGUCACAAACACUGGCCAAAAUUGUCAUACGAUUAGUUUUUUUGCAUUUUUCACACACAAUCAAAUAUUAACAAUAACUUUGGCCAGUGUUUGUGACCAAGUGGCUACUAAAAAAGACCGGACACACCCCAUUUGCAAUACCUUGGUUUGUCUACUAUUGCAAAUGUUAUGCCGUAAUUUUCAUUCCUGGGCUACCAUACGGUCACAAAGGAAACAUAACCAAUCUUGCGAAUUUCAGUGUUAAAAAUGUAACAUGCUAUAUUUGACUCUUUAACUUCCCAAAACACCAUAAAACCUGUACAUAGGGGGUUCAAAUUGAGGGUGAAGUAGAACUGAAGUUUUAAUGAAACACUUAGCUUUUCUGCCCAUUUUCUGCCCAUAGUACCGCCCACAGGGUUUUGUAAGACGACCAAUAAAACACGUAAAUUAUAGUAAAACACUCCCAGCAAUUACACACAAAUCCUCCCCUCUGCCAGUGAUAUAAUUACUGAACACAAUGGGUUAAAGUAAUUAUCACUGGCAGGAAAAAUAUACUUUUUACACAGUUACUGUAACUUUAAAAAUAUACAUCCAAUCUUCCUAAAAGUAACAUAUUACUAAUCAGUAUCCUUUAAAUAUAAACACUCUCAAAAAUAAUACAAAUCCCUCCAGUAGAUAAAAAGUUAGUCGGAAGUCCUUUGUGACCGACCGCAAGCAAAUUUUCCUCCCCAAAACAGUUCCAUAGAUUUGGGCUGUGCGGUCGGUUAAUUUCAGGCAUAAAAAUGAUUAAGUCCCAUUCAAAUGCACGUUCGUGCAAUAGGCUCAGUAGCAGUGUGUGAGUUCAAAUAGCCGAACUGUACCGAACGACGACCACCCAGCCGUUCAUCAAUUAGGUCAAUUAGUUGCAGUUAACCACAGCUUCUGGGAGGUUAACAGGCUGCACACUCCCAUUGCAUGUAGUCUGGCCAUUCAGCAGUUUAUUCGGUAAAAUAAAAGGGAAUAAAUAGGGCUAAAUGCACGAAUGGCAUAUGAAAAAAAGGGCACUGGUAUCCACAAAACUGGAGUUUUGUCAGUUACUUACUACACAGUAAAAGAUAUAUAAAAAUAAAUCUGAUAUAGAAUUCUAUAUACCCCAAGGCCUGCUAGCGGACAUGCUGAGAUCAGCAAGUGCUUUAGCAGACCUUGGGGUAUAGAAUUUUAUAUCAGUUUGUUUUCUAUAUAUCUUUUACUGUGUGUGUAGUAAGUAACUGUGACAAAACCCAAUUUUUGUGGAUACCAGUGCCCUUUUUUUUUAAAAUGCCGUUCGUGCAUUUAGCCCUAUUUAUUUAUUCCCUUUUAUUUUAGUUACGGUGACGUGACAUUUUUUUAUUUUACUUACAGUGACAUGGGUGCACCGGAAGUGACCUAGGUAUAGAAAUCUGAUAGAUACAGAUUUCUGAUAGAGCACAGGAAGUCACUCUAGUGCAGUGGUUCCCAACCCAGUCCUCAUGUUCCCCCUAACAGUACAGGAUUUAAGGAUUACUCAAUUGUGUCUAAGGUGUUUUGGGUGAAAAAAACAAAAAACACUUUAGACACAACAGUGUAAUCCCUAAAUCCGGGUCUGGUAGGCGGUACUUGAGGACCAGGUUUGGAACCCCUGCUCUAGUGGCUGUCUGGUAGAGGAGGAGUUAAAGGAGCACUUGUUUUCCUGCCACUAUAGGGUCAUUAGGUUUGCCCACCCUCAGGGUCCCUGUGCCGCUGGGAGGAAUGGGUUAAAGUCCCUUCAGCCACUUACCUUUCUCCAGCGCUGGACUCCCUCUGUGCUGGGGAACUCUCCAACCCCUAGCCGAUGUCAGAUCCGAAUGUGCAUGCGCACAAUAAAUUUGAUUCAUAAGAAAGAAAGUGAAAAAGAUAGAAAAAGGAAAAAGUGAGAUAGUAAAUAAAAAUUUAACCACAAAUGGUAAAGAGAAGUGAGUGGGCAAUUGGCGACCCACUCACCUGUUUCAUCCCCAGGGCAGAGCAUCCAAACUCCUUCGGUCCUUUGCGUGGGGAGCGGACCUCCAGAGCUCAAACACAGUGCCCUAGCGUUAACUGACUGCACUGGCGGAGGUAGCAGGCGUUGCCACUCCACUGGCAGACACAGCCAGUGGGGAGAAACCAGUACCACUGUAAGGGAGAUUUUAAGGAUUUGGGGGGUUGGGGAAAGAAUGGAAGAAUAAGGAGAAAUGAGAAAAAAAAGAUGUUUUGCCACCACCAACAGCAAAAUAGAAAGAAAUAAAAUGGUAAAGAGGAUUGAGUGGGCAAUUGACUACCCACUCACCUGUUUCAUCCCCAGGACAGAGCAUCCAAACUCCUUCGGUCCUUGGCGUGGGGAGUAGACCUCCAGAGCUCAAACACAAUGCCCUAGCAUUAACUGACUGUGCUGGCGGAGGUAGCAGGUGUUGCCACACCGCUGGCAGACACAGCCAGAGGGGAGAAACCAGUACCACUUUAAGGGAGAUUUUAAGGAUUUGGGGGUUGGGGAGAGACUGGAAGAAUAAGGAGAAAUGAGAAAUAAAAUAAAUAUUUUGUCGUCACCAACUUUAUACAAUUAGAAAGAAAGUUGAGAAACCCUAAGCUCAAUUACAGUCAAAGUGUAGAGCAGGGUACCCCAAUUUAGGAAGAUUGAACUUAAGAAAGUCGAUCUGCUCCAUGAGAUGAGGUGACAUUUGUGAGCGCUGUGGAUUCAGUAUAUUACCGGUUACCGAAAACACACGCUCACUUGGGACAGUAGUUGGCGGACAUGAUAGCAGCUCCGGCGCAACCAAUGAGAGUUCAGGCCACACACUCUUCUCAUCCCAAUAGCUAUGAGGGUCGACAUUAUGGGGCAAAGGAGGUUCAGAGAGGUACGCUCUGACCAUUUCUGAGGCAGUACUCUCCUGUCUGCUGCUAGCACUCUCAGUGGGUCCAACUAUAUCCUCAAGCAACUCUUCCCAAAAUGCAGCUGCUCCACUCAGUUGUGUGGUGGUGGUAUUGCCACUGCUUCUGCUAGAAGUAGCCGACAUCUCACCCUCCUGCUGAACUACUCCCUCAGACAGCAUUCCCCUCUUUUGCUGCCAGUCACACACCCUCUGGAUCAGUUUCUCCCUCCAAUUUGUUAAGUUAUUGGAUCUGAGUGCAAGCUUUCCCUUAAUCCUUGGAUCACACAGGCAAGCUAGCAUCAGUUCAGGAGAAUUAUCCAUUCGCUCACAUAGGCGAACUUUAAGCUGAUCCUUCAGCCUCCUGACCAGAGUUAUUACAUCAGGAUGUAAAGGAUCACCUUGAACAACCUCUUGGCAUUCAAGGAAGACACCCAUCUUGCUCCCUAGAUGGGUGAAAACAGGGAUUACCUGUCCCAAAUUGGCAGUGUUCAAGCUUAAUGGUUUCAGGACUGCCACUAGCUGAGCGAUCACUGUCCAAUCGUCUCUACCUAGUGGAGAACCAAUACCGAUGUAUUGGACUGAUGCCAGACUAUGGAUUGCCCUCUGCUGCUCUAAAAUCCUCUCCAGCAUCUCCACAGUAGAGUUCCACUGUGUACGGACAUCUUGUCAUAGACAGUGUGUGGGAAGACCUGCCUUCUCUUGUUCAUGCCUCAACAGUUGGAUUAGCCUUCACACUGUGGUGGAAGUGCCCAGCAAUCCUCCUGCACUUUUCAAUCACACUGGAAACUCUGUUAUUACCUUCUGGGAUUGCUGACUUUACUACUAGAUGGAUAAUGUGCGCUGCACAGCGUACACCAACAAGGUUACCAUCACGCAAAGUUUUCACCAUAUUUGUAGCUCCAUCAGUAACCACAAACCCCACUUCUACAUUGGUACCUGCCUCCGCUCCAACCCAAAGAGACACCAUCCUUCUUACUGCCUGCAGAAUGUUAUCUGAAGUGUGUUUUUCAUCCAUCACUUCAGCAUGGAGAAGGAAAGAGCGAUAGCCCAGUUGAUCUUCAGAUACACCUACUCCCUUUCUGCUAGACACUGCUGCUGAAGUUGCAGCAGCAGCUUCCUGAGACACACCAGGCUCCCACCAGUGUUCUGUCAGGGAAAGAAAGGCAUGCUGGCCACUUGGUGUACUCCACAAAUCUGUGGUAAAAUGCACAGACUGACCAGCAGCCGUCAAAAGCUCCCCUUUCACUACUCCUACACAGGACCGGUAAAGUGAAGGGAUUAUCCUCCUGCUGAAAGUGGAGCGUGAGGGAAGAUGGUUGUAACGGACCAUUUUGCCCAAAAGAGGUUAAAAACCGUUUAGGCGAUAUUCCCCUUUUUCAGCUGCACCGACAGCUACUGCAAGCACCAAUCUCCUGAACUGCAAACCCACGAAUUCACCAACUCCCGAACUGCAUACCAAGGGAAUACUUGAAACUCCCGAACUGGAGACACACGAAUAGCUGCUAGCAGACGAACAGGAAAAGCCCCCAAGCGGCUUACACUCCUGGCAAUCAGUCUCUAACAGCAUGCAGUAAAUCCUCCCCCAAUAAUGAGACCACACUUCACUUUGAGGGUUAAGCAGGAACUGAUUUACUGGGGCUAACUGCCCGGCUUUUAUGCAGGUCUCCCACCUGGUGGACACUCCCCUAGGGGACCAAAUGGGAGACUGGGACACAAAGGGUAAAAGGACCAAUCACAGACAUACACAUUUCAACCAUCCCACAAUGCAUCACAAUCCCUCCUCUCUGCCCUGGAGAUAAUUUGGGAAGUAAUUCAAUUAUCUCCAAAGACAGAGGCAAAACUCCAUUAACCACAUGGCAGAAACAAACAGUAAAAGACAUAAAAUUACCUACAGUUACAUUCAGUACAUAAAACAUAUACAUUCUACAUAUCCCCAGAUAGCUCAGGUCUGAGCGCACAUUAUUAAGCGAAUGGCGCUCAGACCACACGAAUACAGUUUAAUCGCCAUGGAGCCAAAGUCUUUACACAGUCAGUUUCAUGCGAAUGGGCUCCAUGGGAUUCCUAUCUGGGGCACAACACACUCAAACAAAACUACCGAACACCCGGCAGAAAAGCACGAAUAAGUCUUUUCUGCAGGGAAAAAAGAUGUCUUUUAACAUGGGGCCAUAGUCCAAAGGCAGGAGGGGAGCAACCAGGCUUCUCCAGUGUACAGUGGCGAGGUUGGUUUCGCCACAAUGGUAUUGUGGAGCCACAGCCUCCAUCAACUGUUUGAAAGGCUCCGCUUCUAUCACUGAAAAGGAAGCACCACCAACAGCAAUUAACUGGCCAAUAAGUCGUGUAAUUUUAUUGGUCUGCUGUUUAGACAUAGCCCUGGAGUGGAAUCCCCCAAAUUGUUCCAGGGUGGGCUGGAUGCAUUGUGAUGCUCCAACCAGUCUUGGUUGUUGGCUGGCAGCACCAGUAGCUCUUGGCUCUGCAACACCUCCCCUGUCACUCCUAGCUGCCAUGGUACUGGACACUGUAAUAGUACCAGCUAUGCUGCCUGCCCUAGUACUUUCUGCCUCUUCCCUCAAUAACACAGCCUUGUGAUGGCUGCAAAGGUGAUGGUUCAUCCCUGCACUGGUGAGAUGACCCAACACUCUCCCACUGCUGACUACCUUCCCACAAAGUUUGCACUUUGCAAAGCGCCCAUCUCCAACACUUUCAAAGUGAUCCCAAACUUUGCUGCGGCGCAAAACAUUGGCGCUUGCCCUUCGGGAUACUACUCCUAAUGGUGCAGGUUGAUGAGCAGCAGGAGGAGUGCGACUACUGGUAGCUGGCACAGUAGCCUCGGCACUGGUACUGUGGCUAGUAGUACCAGUGGUGGUGGUGAUUGUUGGCACAGUUACACUGGUGGUGGUAACUGUGCCACUGUGAGGAGGAACAGUGGAUCUGGAAAUAGUAGUGGUAAUAAUUGAUUGUGGUGGUGGUGGUGGUGUGCUAAUGGUUGAAGUAGCACUAGCAGGUGCUACUAUUGGAGAAAGUGGAGAGGAAGGGGAAAAAUGUGCACUUGUAGCAGGAGAAAAGGUUGGACUGCUCCCUGAAGAAUUCUGACUUUCCUCUACUAUCUUCUCCUCACUCUCAGGCUCAUAGUCAAGCUCUUCAUCAGCCAGACUAAAUGGAAUCUCUGCAAGGCUGGGGGUAAGACUGAUAUCACAUCUAGGAAUAAUAGGACUAGGAGCACGGGGUAGCAUUGGCAAUGGCAACAACUCCUGUGCUGAUGUGCCGCUGUCAGUGGUAGAAGCAGGCACAGCACUCGUGGUGGUGGAAGUGGUGGUCUUGGGAGGGGGAUUAGGAAACAGCCUCCUUGUACAAGAAGGAAGCUAUUUAGCAGCACGACUCACAGGCCUGCUUGUGGUAAAGGAAGAUGCUGGGGGAAAAACACGCUUCUUCUUACUUAUUGGGCUACUCCUACUACUAGUUGUGUUUUUAAUAAUAGUACUAGCCAUAGUGCUCACUCUUAAAAGCCCUGCUGGUUUCCCUUUGCCAUAGAAAAGACUGGCAAUUCUGGGCCUUGCUGCACUGCUGCCUGCUAUUGGUGCCUUUCCUUGACCAGGAUCUUGCACCAACGGGCCUGAAAUGCGAGACAAAGACUUUGGCCUCCUAGGUGGUGAGUCUGACAUAGCGGCACUCUUUGACCGCUUAGGCUGACGCAUAGGCUGCGUACUCAAACUACCACUACUUGUGGUGGUGGUGGUGGUGGUAUUUGUGGUGGUGAUGGUUGCUGACUGACCCUCCCUCACUUUACUAGUGGAUGAAGGUUUAGGAGGAUCCAUUUAGAAUUUUAAAAUAGUAAGAAAAGAAAAGAAGUUGAAGAAAAGAAAAGAAAGAGAUAAUGUAAUGUAUGUAGUGUUUUGAAACUAAAGUUUAUAUUUUUAUUAAAAAGGAUUAUUUGAAGUUUGGAGCUAUGCUAAUAUAUAGAUCAACACAGUUCAAAAAAAAUAUAGAGACUAGUACUGAGGCAGGUUUCUUCACUCUAGUGCUUUUUGAGGAACUAUGGAAAACUGCACUGUCUGGCGUGAGCAAUCUGCCAACAAGUGUUCCCUGCUCGACUACUGCAGUGCAAGCAGAGUAUGAAAAAAUGUACUAAUAUUAGAAAAAUAAAAUAAUAAAAGAUUUCCUACAGCUACCUUGAAGCUUAGGUUAGGACAGUCACACAGUCAGUCUAUCAGGAACUAAACUAAACCAAAUAAAAACAGCAACCAGUUAGCUUCACUGACUGAACUAAUAAAAAUCAGUUAAUGAAAAAAGAAAUUUCUUCACAACAGCAGUCGGAACAGUUAACUUCACUGCUGAUGCUGAUGUGAGCACAUAAAGAAUGACACUAGAAGAGUGAAAAUUUUAAAACAAAAAAUAGACUGUUUGACUGACUAAUGUGCUCUGUUCUAACAAAGCACAAAGAGACUGUACUACAACAACUAUAUAUAAUUUAAACUGAAGAUAAUUCUAUUAACUUAAUAAAAUGUUUUAAUUAAAACUGAAGAUAAUUCUAUUAACUGAAUCAAAAAAUAUUACUUCACUUUUACAUUGACUGCCUGCAAAGCAAGCACACACAGUCAGUGAGUGAGUGACACUAAAAUCAGUCAAUCAGUCACUGUGACUCCGUGCUAGUAGUUACAUAGUUACAUAGUUACAUAGCUGAAAAGAGACUUGCGUCCAUCAAGUUCAGCCUACCUCACAUUUGUUUUUUGCUGUUGAUCCAAAAGAAGGCAAAAAAAAACAGUUUGAAGCACAAUUUUGCAACAAGCUAGGAAAAAAAUUCCUUCUUGACCCCAGAAUGGAAGUCAGAUUUAUCCUUGGAUCAAGCAGUUAUUACCCUACAUUGAAAGAUUAUAUCCUUGAAUAUUCUGUUCUUGCAAGUAUGCAUCUAGUAGCCGCUUGAACAUCUGUAUGGACUCUGAUAAAACCACUUCCUCAGGCAGAGAAUUCCACAUCCUGAUUGUUCUUACAGUAAAAAAACCUUUCCUUUGCCUUAGGCGAAAUCUUCUUUCUUCCAGUCUAAACGCAUGGCCUCGUGUCCUAUGUAAAGUCCGGUUUGUGAAUAGAGUUCCACACAAUGGUUUGUAUUGGCCCCGAAUAUAUUUGUAUAAUGUUAUCAUAUCCCCUCUCAGGCGACGUUUUUCUAAACUAAAUAGGUUUAAAUUUGUUAACCUUUCUUCAUAGCCCAUAUGUUCCAUUCCUUUUAUUAAUUUUGUAGCCCUCCUCUGCACUUUUUCUAGUGCCAUAAUAUCCUUCUUUAGAACAGGUGCCCAAAAUUGCACAGCAUAUUCAAUAUGGGGUCUUACCAGUGAUUUAUAAAGAGGCAAAAUUAUAUUCUUGUCCCGAGAAUGAAUGCCCUUUUUCAUGCAUGACAAUACCUUACUGGCCUUGGCCACUGCUGAUUGAUAUUGCACAUUGUUGCAUAGUUUGUUGUCUAUAUUCCCAAGUCCUUUUCAUGUGUUGCUAUCCCUAAUUCGCUUCCAUUAAGGGUAUACGUUGCUUGUGUAUUCUUUACGCCGAAGUGCAUAACUUUGCAUUUUUCAACAUUAAAUUUCAUCUGCCAUUUGAGUGCCCAGUCCCCCAGUCUAUCUAAAUCCCUCUGCAGCAAAGUAAUAUCUUGCUCACAUUGUAUUGUUUUACAAAGUUUGUUGUCAUCUGCAAACACUGAAACAUGACUUUCAAUGCGGUCUUCAAGAUCAUUUAUAAACAUGUUAAAUAGAAGGGGUCCCAGAACAGACCCCUGAGGGACACCACUUGCCACCUCUGUCCAGCUAGAAAAUUUACCAUUAAUGACAACUCUUUGUACUCUGUUUUUAAGCCAAUGUUCUACCCAAGAACAAGCAUUUUCAUCUAGACCGAUUUCCUUGAGUUUGAACACUAAUCUAUUGUGUGGAACUGUAUCAAAUGCCUUGGCAAAAUCCAAAUAGAUCACAUCCACGACAACACCCUGAUCUAUACUUCUACUUCCUUCUUCGCAGAACGCAAUCAAGUUAGUUUGACAUGACCUGUGCUUCAUAAAACCAUGCUGAUAUUUGCUGAUAACCAUGUUCUUCUCAAGGAAUUCUUGAAUAUUAUGCCUUAAUAACCUUUCAAAUAUUUUACCAGCCACAGAAGUUAAGCUCACAGGUCUAUAAUUUCCAGGCAAGGAUUUUGAACCCUUUUUGAAUAUAGGAACCACAUCUGCCUUCCUCCAAUCCUCCUGAAAGAUUAAAAACAGAGGUUCACUUAUUUCUGCACUUAGUUCCUUAAGUACACGUGGAUGGAUACCAUCAGGCCCUGGAGCUUUGUUUAUAUUAACUUUCUUUAGUUGCUGCAGCACCUUGUCUUGAGUUAACCAAUUACAAUUAUUCUGCAGGUUUUUAGUAGCUAUCAUUUGCACAUCUAUUGCCAUGGUUUCUUCCUUAAUAUAUACGGAGGAGAAAUAGUUAUUUACUAGCACAGAUUAAACUAAGUUUGUGUGGACUGGAGUAUAGAUUCACUUUAAAAAAAAAAAAUUAAAACCCAGUCAAACACACUUAGCUGAGACUGACAGAAGAUUAACUUUCUCUAUCAGCAUUCAGAAUGAAACAGCAGCACGUCUGCAAAAUCAAUGUCUAACAAAAAUCAACUAAUCAACUUUGCUGCUAAAAAAGACUUAACAGAUAAACUAGAUUAAGAUUUAUUUUCUUCUAGGCUA
Messenger RNA from Pelobates cultripes (western spadefoot toad), 56997 nucleotides. The record is from the annotation of a GenBank genome assembly. NCBI's taxonomy places the organism in Eukaryota, Metazoa, Chordata, Amphibia, Anura, Pelobatidae.